GCCCUCGAGUAGCGCGCCCCGCCCUGUUUCCUCUCAGCGCCCGCCGGCUCCUCCCCGGCCCCGAGGACGGGGCUUCGGUCGGCCUCCCGCCGCUCUCGGGACUUCUCCGCUCCCUUCGGCGCCAUGGAGGAGCCGCGGCUCGUCGGCAGCGUCAACUGCGAGCCGCGGGGAUGGUACUUGUCGGCGCAGGAGCUGGAGGACGGAGCGCCGCUCCUGCCGCCGCCCCCGGGCAGGGUGUGUGUGGGGCUGGGGCGGUGGGGGGCGAGAGGGGAGGCGGUGGGGCCGGGCUCCGCCGGGUUGUAGGGCGGCUCCUAGCUCAGCCCCACAGAGCAGGGCGGGUUGGCGCUUCCCGCUUUCAAAUCCCCUCACAGUGAGGGGUGCUAAAAAGAAGAAGAAAUUGUAACAUGGCUUGGGGAUUCAAAAGAUAUUUCGAUAAUAGUAAUAAUAAUAAUAAUAAUAAUAAUAAUAAUUUAUUUAUACCCCGCCCAUCUGGCUGGGUUUCCCAGUUUGGUUUGGCUUGGUAAGUAAAACGUGUAUGAAAUUGCCAUAGGAAUCAUUAAUGACUGCCAAGUCCUUGCAGUUCUAAAUCAGUGCUAUUCGUAUUAUUGGUUUCCCCCGCCCCCCAUAAUUUUUAUUAAAUUUUCUGUUUUACGAUUUAGAAUACUCAUUUAAACAACCUUAAGAUAUCAGUGACUUCCCUUCUUCUCUUUCCAUGGUUCAUAUUGCGCAGCGCAAACCCCUACAUAUUUUAUAUAAACUAAAUCAUUGAGUAUUCCAUUAUCAGGACCAUGAAAACUUGUUUACACUGUUGAAUUUAUCUUCAUGCUGGCAACAACCCUGUGAAGUACGUUAGGCUAAGAGAGGGAGGGUGACCUCCAAAUUGCUGAGUUGGGCAUCAUGGCUGAGUAAGGAUUUGAAACCACUUCUUCUUUGAAGAUACCCCAUCCUGUGUCUUCAAAAUCGGAAGCCACGUAGAUUGGGCACAAAGAUUUUCCCAGCUCAGCAUCUUACGUCUCGCUUUGCACCGCGCCAUAACAUAUACUCAUGGUACUCCUCAUUCCACGAUAUUUAGCCCUGUACUCAAAAGAUAUUCCCCAUGUUGCCUGGCUGCUCUUGAAACCUAUAGGAAGUGGACAGACUACAGUUGCGAUUCAGCGCUUUUGCGCAUGCGCAAAGUGCUAUUUAGCAUUUCUGCACAUGCGCAAAGUGCUAUUUAGCGUUUCUGCACAUGCGCAAAGAGCUAUUUAGCGCUUCUGCGCAUGUGCGAGCACCGAAACAUGGAAGCAACCUGUUCCGGUACUUCCGGGUUUGGCGUGGUGUGCAACCUGAAAACAUGGAAUCUGAAGCAUCUGUAACCCGAGGUAUGACUACAUCAUUUACCCUGAUGACGCUCCCAGGCCUGUGUUGCAUUUCCACAUCUCCAUGAGCUUCCCAGCACACCUUGCUCACAGCCCCACGGGCAAAGUGGCAUUUCCUAGUGCCGUAGAAGCACACAGCACAGACCCAUGAAACUUUGCAACCCUAGGAAGACUUGUUGAAUGCAUACACUGCCACCCCUGAAACAUCAUAGGGCCCUCUCAUAGAACUUCACAACCCCAUAGAAGCCACAGAAUGGACACAUACCCCUCUGUCAUUCAGCUUGGUGGCACAGAAGUUCCUCACGUGGGUUUGAAGACUCGGCCCCAUAGAGUCCUGCAGAAUGGACGCACAUACUUUUCCAAGCCGCCGGUGUUAUUUGUAACACAAUUGCAUCUCCAUAGAGCCUCACAGCACCAACAUCAUCGCACAGGGCAUGCUUUUUGCAACCUUUGGAAGUCACCUGUGUCCCCAGAAGGCCCCAUAGUACAAUGUCUCUCCCCCCGCCCCCCCCAAAUUAUAUACAGGUCAUGGCACACAGGCCUCUUAUAAAUGAGAUUGUCCAGCACAUUCUUUAGAAAAAGCGUUGUAGAACAGGUAUCUCUGCCCAUUUGUUUCGUUCCAUCCCACUUCUCACAAUCUCAUAGUUCCAGAAUUUAGCAUUAUUCCUACAUCUGUAGUGGUGGUCCUGGGAAUCCAUCUGGACCCACCAAAGAUGGUCCUUCCAUUCCUAGAAAUCUAUGGACUGGGUAUUAAUUCCACAGGGACCCUGUUGGAUAGAAAAGAUACUUGCAUUGGUGUUGGGGAGAGGAAAGAGAAUAAUGCAACCCUCCCUGUUUCUACUCAAAAGUAAGUCUUGUUGAAUUCAGUGGGGCUUACUCUCAGGUAAGUGGGGUUAGGAUUGCAGCCCAAACCAAAGAGCAUGUAUACCUCUUAUGUCUCACAGGUUCUGGAUGCCUUUUAAAUAGACAAAAUCGUAAUGUAGUAAAUGAACUAAAAGCAACAACAGCCAUCCUCUAAGCACCGUAGUAUUCCUCCCCAACAAGCCACUACUGUAGAACUAUCAGUGACUCUCUCCAUAGACUGUGGGAGUCUAUUCAGCUAGACUAGAGAUCCACUAACUCUACCAGUACUGUUAUUAAGUUUGAGUUUUAGUAGAUGGAACAGUGUUGGCUCUGGUACAGUCUUUUGCAGGCAUGACCUGGCUUCAUUUUCUGUUUUUAUUGCCACUUUUGAGACCAAGGAAAAAAAUAAAGUUGGAAAGCUCACAUUUUGAUUACGUAUUUCAUAAGUUCUGGCUCUAAGAAGUCCCUAAACUUACAAUACUUGGUUAAAAAAGAAAUCGAGUUAGAAAACCUAAUGAGGCUGAGAUUUCCACCCUUCUAGCCAUGUCAAAUCUAAAAAAGCAAAUAAAUUACGACAUUUUUCUCUUUACUGGCUAGAUUAACAGUUAUUAGAAUUUGGUCUUCCCUGAUUCAUCUCUAGUAACUGUUAGGUUUUAAAUAAUUUUUUGUAUGUUCAAACUCAGACCUUUAACCAACUAACUAACUAACUAACUAACUGCAUAUGCUCUCUUCGGUGAGUGCUAAAACAUUCAUGUUUAGACAAGCCUACCCAGGUGUUUUAAAAGUUGAGGUAAUUUUUAAAAUCUGUUUUAAUACAGUAUUUUAACAUUUGUAUGAUUUUAGGUGUGGUUGCAGUUUUUUCUUUAUUUUACUGUUUUACCUUUUUGUAAACUUCUUUGAGGCCCCCCCCCAGUCAAGCAGUGUAUAAAUUUUAUGAAAUUUAUAAAAUAAAAAUAUAAUAAAUAUAAAAUAAAUAAAUAUACUGCUUGAUUGUAAUAAAACUUCUGAGUGGAUUGUCAGCGGUAGUCAGAGUCUUUGUCUAUGAAUUAAAUUACUUUUCCACUCCCAUUUCCUUUGGGCUUGUGUGAUUGUUUUUGCCCAGAUGAAGAAUUCACAGUGUUAACAAUCUGGUUCUGUCAUUUACAGACAUUUUUGAACCAGACAUCGUCUGGGGCUUCCUUUGGCUUCUCGGUAUUUAAUUUAAUGAAUGCUAUCAUGGGCAGUGGGAUACUUGGAUUGGCAUAUGCCAUGGCCAAGACGGGAAUCCUUGGAUUUAGGUAAGUUUUGUGUGUGUCAAUUAUAUUUCAUAUUAUAUUGUACUAUAUUUUCAAGUAGUGUGUAAGAGUUUUAUAUAGUUAAACCUCAGUUGUCAAACGUAAUCCGUUCUGGAAGCCCUUUUGGCUUCCAAAAUGUUCAACAACCGAGGCACGGCUUCCGAUUGGCUGCAAGAGCUUCUUGCAGUCAAGCGGAAACCGCGUUGGACGUUUGGCUUCCGAAAAAUGUUAGAAAACCGGAGCAUUUACUUCUGGGUUUUCUACGUUCAGGAGCCGAAAUGUUCCAAAACGGAGGUGUUCGGGAUCUGAGGUUUGCCUGUAAUGCUAUAAAUUAACACUUAUAGUUGUAGAUUAAUUAAUAUAAAUCCUGUAUAUUAAUCCUUAUAGUCAGAAAUAUACUAUGUGAUACUAAAAAAGUUAAAGUAAGCUUCAAAAAUGCCAUAUAACAUGGGGGAGGGGAAUGCAAUUGUGCUAAAAUCUCAACUUUCCUCAGUGUGCCACCCUUGUCUGCUUGAUCUAUACAUGCGGCAGUAUGAAAUUGCAGAAUCCUGGGGUGGUAGAUUGGACAAUACCACUUCAAAUGCCAGGUUUGGGCGACAGCAGUGCUUGGUGGGGUGCCUCAGGUAGGGUGGCACCAGGAGCAGACCACCACCAUUUGACAAAUAGUGCAGUUAUCUUUUGUGAUGUGUUAAUAAAUUUGCAAGCCAUACCUCACUAUUUCUGGCUCAGAAACCCGAACUGGGGUGAUUCACAUUGAACUGGUCCACACAUAACAUGGCGUGGCAACCAAACUGUGGCUUGGCAUCAUGUGUGAACGCUGCCCAGUGAGUUCAUUAUGGUUUGCUUGCUGCCAACAAACCACAGCCUGAAGCCAUGGUUUGUUUUUAGCUUACAAACCAUGGCUUGAUGUUGAUAGCUCAGCAUUGUGUGUGAACCCAGCACCCUUCCUUAAACUUGCUGGCCAUCCCACACCGGGUGCUUAAGGUAAAGGUAAAGGGACCCCUGACCAUUAGGUCCAGUCGUGACUGACUCUGGGGUUGCGGCGCUCAUCUCACUUUAUUGGCCGAGGGAGCAGGCGUCCAGCUUUCGGGUCAUGUAGCCAGCAUGACUAAGCCGCUUCUGGCGAACCAGAGCAGCGCACAGAAACACCGUUUACCUUCCCACCGGAGUGGUACCUAUUUAUCUACUUGUACUUUGACGUGCUUUCAAACUGCUAGGUUGGCAGGAGCAGGGACUGAGCAACGGGAGCUCACCCCGUUGUGGGGAUUUGAACUGCCGACCUUCUGAUCAGCAAGUCCUAGGCUCUGUGGUUUAACCCACGGUGCCACCCACGUCUUACCAAGCUACAAAGGCAUGAGGAAAGGGCAGCUGGAAAACUAGCCAAAGAUUGGCGGGGCAAGUUGUGAUUUGUUGCAUCUUCAGCAAUGUGUGGUUUAGCAUUGUGUGCAAACCAGGAAAUUGCCAGUGCCAGGUUUAAAUAGCUUCGUCUUGUGAUAGUGGUGGAUCACCCAGCCAGAGUGCGAUUGCUGUAUUCUCAUAGGAGAGGUGCUCUUGUCAUUUGCCAUGAACAAACAGGCAAAUACCAAAUUAAAUGGGUGACCCGAAACAUUCUUUAGAACGUUCUAAAGCAUAGAGAUGGUGAAAUGGUUCAACAAUUGGCCUUUCCCCCAUAUAUAAAAAAGUCCAAAUUUAAUGACACAGAAAAUUCAAAAGAAAAGCAGAACAUGGAAAAUAUUGAGUAACCAACCGUGGCGUGAAUUAGAUUCUGCCGAUGUGAACCAUAAAAUGAGGAAAGAACGAUUUCCUCUGCUUGUUUCUGGGAAAACACAAUGUAUUAAAUAUAUAUAUAUAUAUAUAUAUAUAUAUAUAUAUAUAUAUAUUAAGUGUGGCCUUGAUCAUUUGUUUCUUCUGUCCUAGUGUGUUGCUGCUGAUUGUUGCCAUCCUUGCAUCUUAUUCUGUAUUUCUCCUGCUUACUAUGUGCAUUCAUACUGGUAAGUGAAGGCAGCACGCAGUGAUUUAAUCACAAAAGCCUUUAGAAUGGACAAGUUAGAAAUACAUUCAGAAUUUGCGAAGUGCAUUUCAGGGGCUAACAAUCGCUGUGGCUGGUGCCGUAUGAGAAACCAGUGUUUUCACGGUGGUUGAAGUGUUGGGCUAGAACUUGGGAAACCAGGAUUCAAAUCCCUACUCAGUCAUGAAGCUCACUGGGAGACUUUUAGAUCAGUCGCCAUCUCUCAGCUUAACCUACCACACGAGGUUUUGUCAGGGGAAGUCCUGUGACUUGUUAUUGCAGUGAUUUAUCUUGUUAUUGCAACAUAGAGCCCUUUCCACGUUGUCCUGCCUGAUAGUGAAAUCAUACAAUUGCGUUGCAAAAGGCUUUGGGGGAUUUUUUUUUUUUUUAAUGUAUAGCCCAUUUGUGCAAACCGCUAGCCAAGUCUGUUGGGCUUCUUUGCUGCUCUCUCCCUGCCCCCCACGAACUAUAAGGGUGCUCUGGAAAGGGGAAGAUCAGUAGUGCUGGGCAAGCUGCUUUUAAGCUUGCCUGCCCUUAUUAAAUGUCAGAUUUAGAAACCCCUUUGUAAACCCAGGUUUUUCCAAUUUGAAAAUUUCUCUUUAAAAGGUAAUGCUGUACUCUUUUAAAAAAUCAGUGUUUCACGAAUUUGGGUCCCCAGCUGUUGUUGGACUACAACUCCCAUCACCCCCUAGCUAGCAGGAACAGUGGUCAGGGAUGAUGGGAGUUGUAGUCCAACAGCAGCUAGGGACCCAAGUUUAUUUAUUUAUUUGUAUUAAAUUUGUAAACCACCCUGCACCCAAAGAUCUCAGGGCAGUUCACAGCAUUAAAAUACAAAAUACAUAAUAAAAACAAGAAUGAAAAGGGGGGGGGGGGUGUACCCAUGACCUCCUCUCCCACAAACAAAUUUAAAAAGACAUAGAAUAUCAACCAGCUCCUGUCUUUUGGCGGGAGGCAAUGGAAGCAUGGCGGGUGGCGCUGUGGGUAAAACCUCAGUGCCUAGGACUUGCCGAUCGUAUGGUCGGCGGUUCGAAUCCCUGCGGCGGGGUAUGCUCCUGUCGUUCGGUCCCAGCUCCUGCCCACCUAGCAGUUCGAAAGCACUCUUAAGUGCAAGUAGAUAAAUAGGGACCGCUUUAUAGCAGGAAGGUAAACGCCGUUUUCGUGUGCGGCGCUGGUGCUGGCUCGCCAGCUGCAGCUUCGUCACGCUGGCCACGUGACCCAGAAGUGUCUUCGGACGGCGCCGGCUCACGGCCUCUAGAGCGAGAUGAGCACGCAACCCUAGAGUCGGACACGACUGGCCCGUACGGGCAGGGGUACCUUUACCUUAAUGGAAGCAUGGCAUUCAAAUCAAAAGUGUAACACUCAAAACGGAGCACAUUCGGCUUCUGGAAAAAGUUCGCAAACUGGAACACUUACUUCUGGGCUUGUAGUGUUGUAGAGUAGUCCAAGUUGUUUGAGUUCCAAGGCGUUUGAGAACAAAGGUACCACUCUAUACUUGGGCCACCGUCUCCUCUGUCACGCCACUUUCAUGUUUAUUUCCUGACUCUUCCCUCUGCCUUUUUCUGAUGAGGGGAGUUCAUGUUGUGAGAAAACUUUCCUUCUCUCUUUCCUUGUUCCUUUUGUUCGCCAUAGCUGUCUCUGGCCAAUCUCUGGCCUUCUCUGAUUCUUCUCUGAGGCUGCUGCUCCUAGUCUUCCACUUCCUCUUGGCCUGCACUCUUAAAUGUUGGACAGAGGUAGGGUCCGAUUGUUACUUUUUUAUUAUUUUAAGGUUAUUAUUUAAGGCUAUUAUUCCAUAAAACUGGCCAAGUCUUUUUUUUUUUUUUUAAUGUCAACAGUUACAAUGCAAUAAGCAAAUGUUAAAAUCAUGACAAGAACAGCAAGCACAGACUUGUCUGGAAAAAAUAAUGAAUAUGAUGGACCCAAGAAAGAGAGAGAAGACGCAAGAUGGUUGAUUAAAUUCUGGCAGAAUGAGCAGAGAAUACUGUAGCGGAAGGCCCUUGAGCAGAAAGUGAGCUUCUUUGGCGCCUAAAUCUUUUUGGGAACUCAUGGCAAAAAGGAUUAGCUAGGACAUUGAGCAGUAGUUGAUCUCCACCUUUUUACACCCUCUGUGAUUAUUUUUUGGGGGGGAGGCAGUAUCGAGAUGUAAAAUAAGAUGGCAGCUUUCAUUGAGUCUCUUCCGUUGGUACAGGAGUACCCAACCUUUGAGCUAUGCAGGAGUCUUCAUUGUGCCAAAGAGUUUUAUGGAAUGCAGAAUCUCACACACUUUUGCACUAACAGGUUGUGCAUGUCCCUCUUGUUGAAGAGAAUGUUUGUUUCCAUUGUGCAGCCAUUUUCUGUAUCAUGCCAACUGCAUUUUCCCAUUAAUCUGCUCCCAAAUAUGUAAUAUGCUGGUUUCUGUGAUGCAGAAAAAUAAUGAAAUAAAAACCUAGAUCGUUACAGUGGUAACUCGUGUUAAAGAUGCUUCAGGUUGCGGACCGCGGGAAACCCGGAAGUACUGGAAAGGGUUAUUUCUGGGUUCCGCCGCUCGUGCAUGCGCAGAAGCGCCAAAUCGUGUCACGCGUAUGCGCAGACACGGCGCUGCGGGUUACGAACAGUGUGGGUUGUGGACGUGCCUCCAUCACGGAUUACAUCCGCAACCCGAGGUUCCACUGUAUUUUGAUUGAUUGUAUUCAGCAAUUCUAAUUUCUCUUUAUAAACACAAAGGGCAUAAUUCAGUAAUUCCAACAAAGUUCAGCAUUAAGAGAGAUAGGUAUGUGCUUUAUGUUCAUAGUUAAAUCAGUGAGACCUAAAAUAGCUUAAUUUUGGCUAGAUUUAAUAUUUGGCAAUUAACUGUAAUUUCACCAGUAAUACAGCAUCCACAAAAUUAGCAUUUUCGGGCACACUCCAUGACUACCUUAAUUAACCCCACAAAACUUUCCCCACCUGCAUUUCUAAGUUCUUGUGCUUUUUUGAUGGAAGAAGCACAUAUAUUAGAUUUAUAACCAUAUGUUUUGUACUUGAUAUGCAUGCAUAAAACAUGCAUAUAAUUUUCCAGUAAAUAUUAAUGUGGAAUUAUUUGUUUCCUUCUAACAGCUGUUACUUCUUAUGAAGAUCUCGGUCUCUUCGCAUUUGGCUCACCUGGAAAGGUAGUUUCCAAAUUCUCCUUUAUCUCCUUUUGGUUUUGUUAUUGCUCAUUUUUAAGAGAGAAAAGUCCAUCAUCACUCGUAGGGAUGUAGCAUGUAGGAUAUCUAGCUACGGCUGUUGCUCGCUUAGGUAAAAAGGUAAAGGUAAAAGACCCCUGGACAGUUAAGUCCUUUCAAAAAUGACUAUGGGGUGCUGCGCUCAUCUUGCUUUCAGGCCGAGGGAGCUGGCAUUUGUCCACAGACAGCUUUCUGGGUCUUGUGGCCAGCAUGACUAAACCGCUUCUGGCACAACAGAACACUGUGACGGAAACCAGCACACACGGAAACACCGUUUACCUUCCCGAUGGAGCGGUACCUAUUUAUCUACUUGCACUGGUAUGCUUUUGAACUGCUAGGUUGGCAGGAGCUGAGACAGAGCAACGGGAGCUCACCCUGUCGCAGGGAUUUGAACUGCCGACCUUCUGAUCAGCAAGCCCAAGAGGCUCAGUGGUUUAGACCACAGCGCCACCCGCUUGGGGACUGUUGUAUGAUAUUUCAUGAAUCACAUGAGAUUGUUCUUACAUUUCUGCUUUUCCUAACAUCAUCUACUGUUUUUGUAGGUUCUUGUGGCCAGCACAAUCGUUAUACAGAAUGUUGGAGGUAAGAAAUGUUAAGUUACAAUAAUUAUUAACACUGAGGAUCUUUCAGAGCUGUCCUGAGAACAAUUAUACAGUGGUACCUUGGGUUACAUAUGCUUCAGGUUACAUAUGCUUCAGGUUACAGACUCUGCUAACCCAGAAAUAGUGCUUCAGGUUAAGAACUUUGCUUCAGGUUGAAAACAGAAAUUGUGCUCCGGCGGUGCGGCGGCAGCAGGAGGCCCCAUUAGCUAAAGUAGUGCUUCAGGUUAAGAGCAGUUUCAGGUUAAGUACAGACCUCCGGAACGAAUUAAGUACUUAACCUGAGGUACCACUGUAUAGUAAUUUGAUCUAGUUAUGGUCAACUGCUUUGUCUCCUUGAAUGUCUUGUAUCGUCCCAUCCUUCCAAUCAUGGUCUAGUUAUUCUACAUAUGAAAACUGGGCUUGAAAUUGUUCCUAUGUCCUUAAAUUUGUGGACACCUCUGUUAGAGAUCAUAGAUAUAUUUAUAGAUAUAUUUACCUGCCUAGGAAAGGCUGCUGUAGCUUUGGGACCAAGCACCACAUAUGAGAGUUGCUGAGUGGCGUAAUUAUACUGUGACUGCAUAAAUUUGACUCACGCUGCCCAGUGACUGCUCUUUUUAUAAACAUACUUGAGAACUAGGUCGCUUGCUUUCAUAAUUCAAUUUAGUGUCCUUUGUAGAACAAGCUAUGUUUUAAAGUGUAAUAAACUCUUGCUAUUAACUCCAGGCAGGAGUAUGAACAGUCUAAUCCCAAUGACCGAGUAUUAUUUAUUCAUACCGGUUUGGGGUGACGUUACGUAGUGAGAAACAAAUUUUUUAAUUUCCUUUCCUAUUUGACUGCACCUCUAAAUAAAUGUCAUUAAACAAGUUGGGUCUAAGCAGUGAAGGGUCUGUCAGACCCAGGACCUGUUAUAAGAGUGUGCUGGUCAAAGGAAAUUUGAGUCUUAUUUUCUUCUCCUUCCAACAGUUCAUAACCUUGUAUGUGUGUCACUUUUAAUAAAAGUCCCCCGAGAAACCCUAGAGGCCUGAGCUAUUGCACACUGGGUGUUAUCAAACUACUUAUUCUGUCCUCAACAAUAACAUUGGCUGUCAGAAAGCAAAGACGUAUCUGCCAAGAACUCCCAUUUCUGAUUAAUUCAAGAAGCAGCAUUUGCACUUGGAAAAUAUUAUUUCAAGCUUUUAAAUACCGUUAGAUGGAAAUUUCCAUGUUCCUUCAGCAUUCGGUGCUUUUGUUUCGCUUUCUUUCCAUAGGAGUACACACAUUUCUCUUGCAAAGUGUGGGUAUUGCACCUCCCACCACCACCGCAAAAUUAACCUGUUCUAAAGUCACUGCAAAAGGAUAAUUCUCUUGCCACAACUAUAUUUGCAUGGUUCCCAUGUUACAUGGACAGUAUUGCUUUCCUUUGUACGUAGCUAAUGACAUAUGUAGACAGUGCAAACAUGCCAGUAAGGUACAACAUAACUGCAUUUUUGCUAAAUAGGCCAACCAAUCAGAACACUGCACAGCCAGGUGGAGAGGUGGCUUACGGACUGUGAAAAGGGCCGGUCAACCAUCAUUCUGCAUAAGGAGCUAAGCAGUGGUGGUGGUUUUACAGGUUUCUAAAAUUGUCAAUGCUGUGAUUAAAUAGAUUGGCAAGCAGGGCUAUUUUGUGUCAGUACAGUGGUAACUUGGGUUAAGUGCUUAAUUCGUUCUGGAGGUCCGUUCUUAACCUGAAACUGUUCUUAACCUGAAGCACCACUUUAGCUAAUGGGGCCUCCUGCUGCCGCCGCGCCGCCGGAACCCGAUUUCUGUUCUCAUCCUGAAGCAAAGUUCUUAACCUCAGGUAGUAUUUCUGGGUUAGCGGAGUCUGUAACCUGAAGCGUAUGUAACCUGAAGCGUAUGUAACCCGAGGUACCACUGUAUUCACUAGUACAGAGUACUGGCACCUUUUUUUGUGCAUCCAUUUGUGCUGGUACCCAUGGCAGUCAUAUCAAAAUAUGAGUAUCAUCACCCAAAGCACUUAUCAGCAGCAGGUUCAGAACAAUUAAGUUCUAUUUCACAUGAUGCAUAACUAGUUUGUAGAACUCACUGCCGCAAGAUCUGGUGAUGACUUCUGGAUAAGGUGGCUGAAUUAAACAGAACAUACAACAUCGAUCUGUCAAUGGUUAUUGGCUUUUUAAUAACAUGCUGGGGGCAGAAAAUGGGAGAGGGUUGCUGCAUUUGUAGCUGGCUUAAGGGAGUUCCUAGAGACAUCAGCCUGGCUGUUGUUAGAAGCAGGAUGCUGAAUUGGGUGAGCUUCCUGACUUGCAUCCAGCUGUGCAUGUGGUGUUUCACUUGUGGAAUGGGAUAUUCCCCCUCUUUUCCUCCCGCUGCAUGCCCCCAAAAUCUGCCCUGGAAGGUCUCCCAGGCCUCUGAAGCAGAUUUUGAGGGUGUUUGGGGCAGUCCGGGGAAGAAAAGGAAGUCGCUUCAGUGAAACGGCAACAUCUGACCAGAUUUUGUCUUGUGUAGCAGUUAACUUGGUUUUACAUUUUUCUUUCACUUUUGACUGUAAACACUUGCAAUUUUUUUUUAAAAAAAGAGGCUGGAAGGAAAAAGAGCAAUUUCAGAUUUGAUAUAAUUUCCUACUGGACAUUUGCACGAAGGAAGUGUAAUGGGUACACCUGUGAACCUUUUUGGUGAGGGCAACCUUUCAGAAGCCGGCUCUGAGAACCUGCCUGUUCCCUAGAAACUAGAAAUGCCUUGCGCGAGAGCCCUUGCCAGACCACUCUCGAUCCUUUCAAAGCCAGGAAAAAUCCCGCAGGCAGAAGUGCUGGGUCCCUUCCCACUUUCCUCUUGUUUUCUCUUACUGGUUAUUUACUGCCGCUUCCUCGUCAAAAGUUUGGAGAUUGUUAAAAGAUGGAACGAUGAGAAGAGCCAAGCAGAUAGCAAACAGAGCUAGACCCAAAAUGGGGGCUGAGAAGUUGGGAGCUGCUUUCUUGCGGCAGCCCAUGAGCCGUACGCUGCAAUGUCCUGCAUAUACAAAUAUAAAUCUGUAUUUGAGUUACUACAGAGCAGGGAUUCUGAAAUCCUAAUGUGGAGAAAUGGUUGUUCCUGUUGUUAAACAAUUGGAAGGCAGAAACCACCCAGCGAUGUUCCAGUAGAUCCUAGUUUACCUUCGGCUCAGAAGCAACUGCAGCAGUCACUACAGAAGGGAUUUAGCAGAGUCACUGUUGUUGUUUAGUCGUUUAGUCGUGUCUGACUCUUCGUGACUCCAUGGACUAGAGCACGCAACAUCAAAAAAACUAAGAUCAUGGCCACUGGUCCCAUCACCUCCUGGCAAAUAGAAGGGGAAGAAAUGGAGGUAGUGAGAGAUUUUACUUUCUUGGGCUCCAUGAUCACUGCAGAUGGUGACAGCAGUCACGAAAUUAAAAGACGCCUGCUUCUUGGGAGAAAAGCAAUGACAAACCUAGACAGCAUCUUAAAAAGUAGAGACAUCACCUUGCCAACAAAGGUCCGUAUAGUUAAAGCUAUGGUUUUCCCAGUAGUGAUGUAUGGAAGUGAAAGCUGGACCAUAAAGAAGGCUGAUCGCCGAAGAAUUGUUGCUUUUGAAUUAUGGUGCUGGAGGAAACUCUUGAGAGUCCCAUGGACUGCAAGAAGAUCCAACCUCUCCAUUCUGAAGGAAAUCAGCCCUGAGUGCUCACUGGAAGGACAGAUCGUGAAGCUGAGGCUCCAAUACUUUGGCCACCUCAUGAGAAGAGAAGACUCCCUGGAAAAGACCCUGAUGUUAGGAAAGAUUGAGGGCACAAGGAGAAGAGGACGACAGAGGACAACAAGCACUUAAUAUUGUUCCAUAUUUACCAGUCCGUUUAAAAGGAAGCAUGAGUGUGCAAGGCUACCUGUAGAGCCUUUGGUCUCCAGGCCUUAGACAUGAUUAAGGAUCUGCCGUCCAGCUUUUCAAGAUUCCUUCCACGUAGGAAGAAACCAAAGGUGGCUUGGAUUAGGAGCUGCAUGUGUUUAUUUCUCUGAGAACAGGAUAAGAAAAAGUCCCAGGUACACUUGAGAACAUUUCGUUCCCUCGGUGCUGUUGUCACUCCAUCUGGUGGUCAUUUGAAGUAGAGCUUCAUCUGGAACAUUUCUCAGGAAAGAGCUGGAGCCAAGCUCUUGUGAUUUUCUCUCUCGGAGGAAGGCAACAAAAAAUAACAAACAAGCAAAAAUUAGAGAGCAGUGUGAAUCCUGACCUUGGGGGAGAGGGGAUUAUCUUAAAACCUAUUGUACUAGGUUCACGCUUAAUUUUAUUUGCAGGUCUGUAAUUAGUCUAAUCUGUAUUUCCUCUGCAGCAAUCUAGAGAGCAGCUUUUCUGCUUUGCAGAACCUUUUCUUUUUAUGGUUUUAGCCUUUUAACUCCGAAUUCUUUGUGCAGCCGGGGUUUAUGUAGCUGUUUGGUGAAGGGGAGUCAUAUUAUUUCACUUCUGAAUCCCUUUCAGUGAGGCAUUCUGAAGCAGUUUACAAUAUAAAAACAUAAAAAACAUAUUUAAAGCAAGUUCGUAUCUAAAAACAGCCAAAGCAAUUGCAUAUAUGAAAAAAGCACACAAAACCCCCCAAUCAGAAUAUGUACAGUGGACACUCGGGUUGCGAACGGGAUCCGUGCAGGAUGCACGCUCGCAACCUGCAGCGUUCGCAACCCAUGUUUGUUCACGUGUGGGUUGCGAUACACUGCUUCUGCGCACGUGCAAAGUACAACUUAGCGCUUCUGCGCAUGUGCAAAGUACAACUUAGCGCUUCUGCGCAUGUGCAAAGUACAACUUAGCGCUUCUGCGCAUGUGCAAAGUACAACUUAGCGCUUCUGUGCAUGUGCAACCGCCGAAACCCGGAAGUAACCUGUUCCAGUACUUCCGGGUUUCGGCAGUCUGCAACCCGAAAAAAUGCAACCUGAAGCGGCUGUAACCCGAGGUAUGAAUAUAUUUUAAAAGCUGUUUAGAAAGGACCCGGACAGCUUAUGCAAAUUUGUGCCGGCAUCUAGGAGUUCAAAAUUAUGUUUCUGCCAUUUCACUUUUUUUACCCACCCCUCCUGAAACAUCUGCAGUAGCCUCAACAAGCUUUUCUCCUGCAUAAGUGUAUCGAAUUGGUGGCAUGGGAAGGAAGGAGCCUCCCUGCUACAGAUAGGGGACUUCUGUCAGAUUUGGCCCUGAAAGGGCGAUGGAGAGGACACAGAAGCCAAGUCCUUUUGACGCCUUCACUCAGAUCCUUAAAGGUCUUUGACUAAACAAGGUCAGAUUUCUGAUUGUGUACAGGGAGCUUUGCUACUGCAUACUCCCUCACCUCCUUUUCUUUUGUCAAAAGGAGUGUAGGACAGAGUUGUAAAUAUCCACUUGCCAGGUUGCCUGUGGUGAGAUUUGCCAUAAUGGCAAGUAGGGAAGCUUUUGUAAAUUGGGUAUAUUUCCUUCCUGCCUGUCCCCUUCCCAUUAAUGUAAUGUAAAUUAACAUCUGAGGACAAGUAGAUUAGCAAAUUUUAUGGACGGUUGCAAGAUUGCUACAGGAUCAAGUGGGGGAACGGCACAAAAAAUGUUGUGUGUACCUAAAAGAUUUGUUUACCUUUAUAAACUUUGAUUAUCUGCAAAGGAUGACAUGGGGCAAUCCCUGCACAGAUCACAGACUCCUGAAUGCCAUGGAGAAAAGAUUUAUUUUUGUAUUCGUGUGUGUGCAGUGUGUUUCAAAAAGUGCUAAUCCAAAGAAUUAGAAAGGCAAAUACAGGGAAGGAAGCCAGAAAUAUGUAGCUUCUUCUCUCACCACAGUACGUACUUUCCAAACAUGUUUGAAAUAAGCAGACACCUAAAGUGGGAGCAAAUUUCCUGCCAAGGGGCAUCCAUUUCUUGGUAAAGAUCUGCCUAAAUUAAUCUUUUAAGUGACUACUGUAUUUGCUGCAAGUGCAGAUUGUUUACAGAGGGAUUUGGACUAAUUUGAGUGCUCACCCCUUCAGCAGCUUAUGUUUGGCCUGAAAGCUAAUUACCCUUAUUGUUUUAAAUUGACGAUUUCCAGCUCCGCUUUAAUUAAAGGCAGGCUUGCGAUCUCCAGUCCUAGUUGAACAAUUCAGGCCCAUUAAGGUCAAUUACGUUUUAUUUUUAUAAUUAAGGCAGUAGUCCAGGAUUUUUAUUUUGGGAAAAAAAAUAAGGGACAGGAAGGCCUUUCCAAAAGAGAAACAAUGAAUGUGCCUGCGGGUUGUGUCAUUCCAUCCAUAUAUAUUGACUAGCAGGAAUGCAUAGAGGAAAUAAUGCGAGAAGGAAUGGGCUUAAUAAAAAGCAGCACUUCUGAGCUCGUAAUCUAACUGGGCUUGGAUCAGCCACUUUUAUAAUUAAUUCAUAGUGUUUUCUCACUGCAAAUUGGUGCCCUGUGGUGUUAAAAUCAUCUCUUCUUUUGCCCAUGUCAAGAGUACCUGCAUCCUUAAAUUUCCCUAUAGUUCCCACUAAGAUUUCCAGCUUUUUAUAACCAUAUGCACUGUCCAUACUUUUAUGAGGUUUUUUUCCUACACUUUUGGAAAUUGUCUGAGCAAAUUCCAACUAGUUCAGUUUCACAAGUGCUUGUUUGCGGAGCUGGGGGAGACUGGGCUGCAAAAAAUAACAGCAAGAAGUAUACUUUCCAAAAAUGCCAUGGAACCUGAACUAAGAAGGAACUUUAUCUACAGGUUAAGGAUGGUACCUUAUAAAUCAGUAAAGAUGGUGCAGUGGUACCUUGGUUCUCAAACUUAAUCCGUUCCAGAAGUCUGUUCCGAAACCAAAGCAUUCCAAAACCAAAGCAUGCUUUUCCAUAGAAAUUAAUGCAACAUGGAUUAAUCCGUUCCAGACUUUUAAAAACAACCCCUAAAACAGCAAUUUAACAUGAAUUUUACUAUCCAACGAGACCAUUGAUCCAUAAAAUGAAAGCAAUAAACAAUGUGCUGCAGUUGCACAACCAAUCAGUCAGUAGCUGAACUGGGUUCCACACAGUCACAUAAACGAAACAAAAAAUACCCACAAAAACAAAAACGCAAAAUAAAUAGCAAAAACAGACAGACCUCAGUGUAACACUCAAAAUGGAAAUGUGGUGCUCAAAUCAGAAGUGUAACACUCAAAAUGGAGUACGUUCAGCUUCCGGAAAAAGUUCACAAACCGGAACACUUACUUCGGGGUUUGCAGUGUUUGGGUUCCAAGUUGUUUGAGUACCAAGGUGUUUGAGAACCAAGGUAUCACUAUAUAAAGCUAAGAUGUGGAACUUCCUUCCCAGAGAAGUGUGCCUGGAUCCUUCAGUUUACAACUUUGGGCAAAUGCUGAAGUCACAUUUUUACCCUGGUUUUUGACACUUGAGAUAGGUGUAUGUCCCCCACUUUUUAAGUUAUUCGGUGUAAUUAGUUACCAAGGAUGAAAGUGGUAGCAAAAAGGCCUCUAGGUGCCCUAAUCAUCUUGUACUGCUGAUGGCAUGAACAGGACGCCCCCCCCCCCCCAAUAUGCUGGCUUACAAAAGGCCUCCAAAGCUCUAGAUAUACAGUGACAUAUGCUGCUUUGCUCCUGUGACCACCUAUCCCACAACCUGAGGCCAGGUAAACUUCAAACAAACCUGGGAUCUGCAGCAGUUCCCAGAGAGGCUUGGCCCACCUGUGAAGUUGGUGGGGACCCCUGACCGUUAGGUCCAGUCGUGACCGACUCUGGGAUUGCGGUGCUCAUCUGGCUUUAUUGGCCGAGGGAGCCGGUGUACAGCUUCUGGGUCAUGUGGCCAGCAUGACUAAGCCGCUUCUGGCGAACCAGAGCAGCGCAUGGAAAUGCCAUUUACCUUCCCGCCAGAGCGGUACUUAUUUAUCUACUUGCACUUUGACGUGCUUUUGAACUGCUAGGUUGGCAGGAGCAGGGACCGAGCAACGGGAGCUCACCCCGUCACGGGGAUUCGAACCGCCAACCUUCCAAUCGGCAAGCCCAAGGCUCAGUGGUUUAGACCACAGUGCCACCCGCGUCCCUGAGGUUGGUGGGGACGGGAUGUUAAACACAGCACCUGGCCAGGAGCUGUUGGAAAUGAUCUACACAGUUGCAAUAUUAUUGCAAAGCUGCUGGAUUAUUAUCUGUUGUUAUUGUUACUGAAUUUAUAUCCCACUGUUCCUCCUGAAAGAGCCCAGCAAGCCUCAGUUGCCUGUGGAUCACACAGUUGGUAGAUGCCUCUGUCUGUGUGAUUUGUGGACAAGGACAAGCAAGUAAGUAUCAGCCUCACUUCCCCAUCUGCAAAAAGAAUUGAGUAGGAUUGACCUGCUUCACAGACCUGUUAUGAGGGUAACCACAGUGAGGGCAAGGCACUUUGAAAAUUAAAAAUGCUGAGUAAGUGAUGAUCCGUAGGGAAAAUAGAUUUCUGAAGUCGCCAAAUGCACCCUCAGCCCAUAUGCAUUUUUGUAAAACGCUCUGUUAGCCUGUUCCAUAAAGCCCCGAAAGGAAGACAUGCGUCCUUCUUAAUAACAGUGUCAUGAACUGAACUGGUUGGGUAAGAACAUCUAGCCAGAGGGGAUGAGGUUCAUUCUUUCCAACCACCGGAUAUUUCUAAGGGUGUCUUGCCAGCCCUUCAGCUAGGGAAGGCUGAUCCCAUGAACUCUCUCACAACUCCCUAAGCUCACAAACACACAUCCUCCUUUUGUCACCAAACCGAUGGUUUGGCUCUGGUCUCUUGUCUGUGGACAGAGUGGUUAGGAAAAGUUGGAGCCUCUGGUUGCAAAUCUUUAAAAACAAAACCCACCUUGUGUGUGUGGAGUGGCACAUUUUCUGUGACUUCUGAGAUACAUGGAGAUAUUUCUAUCUUCAGUACUUAAUUUCUUGCAAAUCCUUGUUAAUGAUUUUGGGAUUUGUUCGGGAAGCGAUGUCUAUUGAAUUUCUCUGCUCUUCGUUUCUUCUUCAGAUACAUGCCUUUAGAAUCGUUUCAGAUAUCUCUCAGGGCAAAUCCUGACUGUUUCAUACAUUACUCAGGGCAAACACUGACUAAAGCAGCCUUCUCCAUCCAUGUUUUGGACUAAAAUUCAAUCCAGUCACUGGACUAAGGAGACAUUCAACAGGGAACUGUGAGGAAUUCUGACUCUCUAUGAUGCACAUGCUUUUUCACAUUCACACUUUAAAACAAACAAACAAACAAAACUCAUUCACUUUUUAUUUGUCCUGCAGUUUAGCAGAGCAACAGCAGCAAGACGCUGCCACAUGGUCCCCUUAACACUCUUUUUGGUAAUUUGUUGUUGUUGGCAUCUUCUGUCUCAAGAGACUAUGGAAGAGGGUGAAGUCAAACGGAUGGAAGGUUGCAGCGCCUGCUGUGGCUGUAGAGACCGAUACGGAAGAGACAUGUUUUGUUGCAGAUGGGGCAGAUGAAGGUGUCGGGUUGUGGUGCUGCAGAUACACCAUGGGGUUUCUUCUCUGUGCCCCCCCCCCAGUGGUCAUUCCUUCUAGGAAACAGGCUUUUAUCCAGAGUAAUUCAUUCUGUCAGUUCAAGGAUUCAUGCUGAUGCAGUGGAACUCUGCAUGCACCCUGAAUCUCUUCUGGGGGUUCCCCCAAACCUCCAGAGCAUAUUUGGGGAGAGUGCAGGGUACGCGCAUUAGGAGAUUCCGUUGCGUAAGUGUGAAUCCUUGUGCUGACAAAAUGAGUUAGGCGGAUGCGGCCCAAAGUUUUUUUAAAUUUCCAGUUGUGUUUCUUCCAUUUCAGUUCUAAUUUGUCAUUGUUACGGCAAGUAGCAAGCAGCCAUAGCUUAGUGCAGGCAUAGGCCAACUCGGCUCUCCAGAUGUUUUGGGACUACAACUCCCAUCAUCCCUGACCACUGGUCCUGUUAGCUAGGGAUGAUGGGAGUUGUAGUCCCAAAACAUCUGGAGGGCCGAGUUUGCGCAUACCUGGCUUAGUGCCUUUCUACACAGUCUGGCAGUGGCUGCACAAUGUGACCCAUGAACUAGCUCCCACUAAGAGCCUCUCCAGUAAAGGCAAAUGAAUAUCAUUUGUGUCGUUACUUAUUGCGGUAGCACAACCUCACAGGCCUUUCCUCUUCCUUUCUGGCCAGUGUCAUGUGAUCGUUUUUCCGGGUUGCUCCCAGUCUCAGCUAGGAUUCCACGUACAUGGCAGGGUCCGGCCACCUGCAAUACCGAGUGUGGGGUGGAAAGAGACCAUUGUGCACCCGCAGCUUUCUCUGUUAGUCUUUCUGGGUGGUUGCAGUAGUGCACUGAUGGGUCCAAAGAGUGCCUCGGUGCUUCUGAGACUUGGACAAGGCGUCUAAAACUGCAACACUUUGGAAUGACUGGAGAGAGUGAAGGUUGCACUUAGUGGCUUUGUCUUCCGGUCAAGUGUCUCCAGUUUCAAAAGUGCAGAAACAUUUUGCCUAUGAUAAGCUGAUCACCACAUGAGUGAGUCACCGGAGGACUGUCUGCAUCUCCGCUGGGAUAAUGUGUGUUAUUUCAUGGGAGUUGCGCAGGAAGCCCAACCCCAUGAACAGCAAACAUUUCAGUAUUUAGUUUUAGUAUUUAGUAUUCUAAAUAGCAAAUGGGAAGGCAGGCCUUCUGGCCUUGAACCACAUUGGGGAACAAGAAGUUAGACAAGUCUAUAGGGUACCAUGUUGGGCAUAGUGAUUGGUUGACUCCUGCCCACAGCCCUGCAAUGUGGGGAAGUAGUCACGUGAGUCUGGCAUCUGAUAGGGAAAUAUGGGGCACUUUUUUGUUUGCAGAUCCACCAAGAAAUGUCAGGGAUCUGCAGGGAGUAGGGCAGUUUCACUUGUGAAGCUCGAGAACUGGCUGCAGACCAGACCAGGAGGCUACUCUGCCCAGCGCUCUUGUCUCCAGCAGUAACCAAAUGCCCCAGCGAUGCCCAGAUGCUGGCAUCUUUUGUGUAAAAUUCCUGUCUAAGAGCCAUGCGGAAAGGAAGGGCUGUAAAUCAGUUUUAAGCGUCUCUAAGCAGGAGCUAAUUUCUGCCGUUAGUACUCCAUCAUUGAUAAUUGAGUUAUGUGGCUGUGGAAAGGCAUACAAGGAAGUUCUCUGACCACAGUUCAGCUGACAACUAGUAAUGCAGGUCUAACAAUAGAUGUAAUGUGCCGGUUUUUUAAGCACUGCCAUUGUAGCUAACUCUGCAACUGUGCGCAUCACAAUUUGUGCCUGUAAACCAGGGGUCAGCAAACGUUUUCAGCAGGGGGCUGGUCCACUGUCCCUCGGACCUUGUAGGAAAAAAAUUGAACGAAUUCCUAGGCCCCACAAAUAACCCAGAGAUGCGUUUUAAAUAAAAGCACACAUUCUACUCAUAUAAAAACACACUGAUUCCUGGACCGUCCGUGGGUCAGAUAUAGAAGGCGAUUGGGCCGGAUCCAGCCCCUGGGCCCUAGUUUGCCUACCAUGCUAUAAACAAUUCAAGUACAUGCAGACCUUGUGCUUCCCCUUUAAUUCAGUGCUUUAAGUGGCUGCACAGUGGCUGAUUUUUUAUUCUUCCAACAGCUAUUACUAUUAUUUGGUGGUCACUUUUAUGUGAAAGCCUUCUUCAGUGUUCAGCAUUUGACGGGGGCGGGGGGGACCAACCCCAUAGCUUAACCUUUUAAACUCAGGAUAAAGCACACGUCUGAAUUGUACUGUUUUCUCAUGAGCUGCCAAAAGAGAGAUUUCUAUCUUACAGAAGCUUCAGGGUAGAAAUAGAUUCACUGAACUUCGAGUCCAUUUUCCUUAUGACCUAGAGGAAGAAAAGGAACAGCAUAUAAGGGGAAGAGAGGGUGCUCAUUUCAUUUUAGUUUUUGUAUAAAAGCACCCGAAUGUAGCACAGGGGAUCGGGUCUCUCUCUGGAGCAUGGUAUUCAAAGGAGUAGUGCUGCCAUUUAGGAAACAAAAAGAGUCAAUCAAACAACAAAGGAUAAAAAUGAUCAAAUGGUUAGCCAGAGGCUAAAAUAAAUGCAUGAGAAAGAGUGACACAUUGUAUAUUAGCAAGAAAUCUGAGCUGGAAAUUAGUUGAAGGUUGGGUUUUUUGUGUGAUUUAACCGAUGUGACUUUUAAAAAACAAUUGUGAAAGAGAUAAAUGCCUGAUCUCUCAAUUCCAGAUGUGCAAAACGGGCAUGAGAGAAAUUUUAAGUUUCGAUACAGAAGUUUGAAUUUCUUUGCAAGAGAUUUUUUUUUAAAAAGGGAAAGGGGGGAAAAAAUCUCCUUUAUAUUCAUUGGCACCUAUUGGUUACCAUCAGAAAGUACAGCAUCGUUAUUACUGUCCUGCAGUCAUGCUGGUGGUUUUCAAAUUACAUGACCUUAUAACACUCCAUCAAAUUUCCUUUUAAAAAAGGAAUAAAAUUGGAGACACCAAAUAAAAUGUCUCCCCAUGCCUUAGUCAACAGGGAAGGCCAGCGUCGAUUGGAAAAACCUGAGUAUCUCAAUACAAAGAAGUGAAUGUUUCCUUAUUUAGUGACCUCACAACUGUUUUUAAUUUAACCUUGCUGUAGGUACAUGCCACUCUGGAUUAAUGCAAUUCACUUUUCUUUAUGGAGGCCACAUUCCUCCACUUGAAAAAUUGUAAUUUUAACUGUUUCAGGGCUGCAGCAUUCUGCAGUUAACUUUCUACUCCUUUUUUGUGAUUGAUACGGAUAACAAACUUACAGAAAUGUGUUGCAUUUUUAUGUUUUCUUGUGGGGGCAAAUCCACUUAAGUGAAUUAGUUGGGAAUACCGUUCUGGUUAUUUAAAAGAAUGUAGGUAGGGUUUUUUUCCAGAGCAAGGUGCAGAACAGAAUUCAAUAAUAAAUGGUGCGGGAUACAAAUUGAAUCGUUUUGAUGUGUGCAAUUAAUCGCCCUAUACCUGGAGGUCUCAGAGCGGUUCACAGAAAAGAUCAACAUAAAAACCACAAUAUAUAUAAUUAAAAUAAAAACAACCCAAUAACACCCCCCCAAAAGCCACAUUUUAAAAGGUUAUAGGAUUUCAAUCAGAUCAACCAAAGGCCUGGUUAAAAAGGGAUGCUUUUGCCUGGUGCCUAAAGGUGUAUAAUGAAGGUGCCAGGCGAACUUCCCUGGGGAGAGCAUUCCACAGAUGGGGAGCCACUGCAGAGAAGGCCCUGUUCUCACGUUGCCGCCCUCUGGACCUCUCGAGGAGGAGGCACACAAAGAAGGCCUCAGAAGAUGAUUUCAGGGUCUGGGUAGGUUCAUAUGGGAAGAGGCGGUCCUUGAGGUAUUGUGGUCCUAAGUAGUUGAAGGCUUUAUAGGUCAAGACUGCCACUUUGAAUUGGGCCAUGAAACUAAUUGGUAGCCAUUCCAGUCAGACCAGGAUCGGUGCAAUACGCUCAAACCGUCUUGCUCCAGUGAGCAAUCUGGUCACUAGUAAAUUUAUUAUGAGGACAGGUAGGGCAGAGAGAAGACCUCUUUUGCAGCGUCCUCAUCCCCCCCACCGAACCCAGUGGUUGAGACUGCUUCACCCAACGCAGGGGUCUCCUUUUGCCUCUGCCUCAGCAGUGUCUCAUCGCCAGUUCCCACCCCACCCCCUUCCAUAAGAGUACAGAGCACCAUGACACUUACAUGGGAGAAAGUAAUGAAGGAAAAGGAAGAGGUUAGCCUGCUCUCUCUUUCAGGUAUCCCUGACUCUCCAAGUUGUACACUGGGAUAACGUGGAAUGAAAUUGCCCCAGUUUUUUUUCCUUUGUGUAAAGGUAAAGGGACCCCUGACCAUUAGGUCCAGUCGUGGCCGACUUUGGGGUUGAGGCGCUCAUCUCGCUUUACUGGCCGAGGGAGCCGGCGUACAGGUCAUGUGGCCAGCAUGACUAAGCCGCUUCUGGCGAACCAGAGCAGCGCACAGAAACACCGUUUACCUUCCCACCGGAGUGGUACCUAUUUAUCUACUUGCACUUUGACGUGCUUUCGAACUGCUAGGUUGGCAGGAGCAGGGACCGAGCAACGGGAGCUCACCCCGUUGCGGGGAUUCGAACCGCCAGCCUUCUGAUCGGCAAGUCCUAGGCUCUGUGGUUUAACCCACAGCGCCACCCGCGUCCCUUCCUUUGUGUAAGGUCCCCCCAAUUCUAAUGAACCCUCUGCAGUACUUACGAAAUAACAUUUGUAUGAGUUUUUCACCGGAAUAUAAGAAAGGGACAAAUGGAGUUUUUAUGUGCUGUGCCCUUUAGUGAGACACGGUCUCUUGGUCUCCUAACUGUUCUGUACUAGCAAUGCUAAUUGCACUUUGCCUAGAGAUGUCGAGGUUUUAACUCAACCAAUGCCUGUUUUCUUAAUUCUCAGCCAUGUCAACCUAUCUUCUCAUUGUUAAGUCCGAACUUCCUGGGGCCAUUGCAGGAUUCCUUAGCGGAGACCACAGCGGGUAAGGAGAAACCUAAAAGCAUCCUACGAGGGCAAGCAAAGGCAUUUCUUCUUAAACAUAGGGGCCGCGAUGCUUCCCACUGCUCUCCAGGUGAAAGAGAGAGAGACGGGACCUUGCAGAUUCCUUCACCUGUGCAAUGCAGAUGUGUUCAAAAGUGUAAUUCAUUACUGAUUGCUCCCAUAGUGAUUAAUAGGAGCCUGAAAAUCAUAACUUGCUGUCAGCAUAUUUACACCUGCAGCUCACACAAAAAUAGUUGUUUCUUCUUUGUGCCAAAUGCGGAAUUCUUCUUCAGACAAGCUUACACAGUCAGCAGAACCAAGUGGCAACACAUUUCUUGGAUUGCAGAUUUUCAGGCUGCAAAUAGAAGGUUUUCAUGCACAAAUACACACACGUCUCUGCACAUAGAAAGUUGGAAUGUUGAGGUGAAGGCCAUGCUGAAGCGCUAGCUUUCCGUGUUUAGAAAGUUUCUGAAUUGUGGGUCGUUCAUAUAUUCUUGCUUUUUCUGAAGUGGUGCACUCCAUACAAAGCUUUAGCAACUGAUUCUGCUGGUUAUAUAAAUUGCAGCUGAACUGGGUUUUAACAGCAGCUAUACUGAAGCCAAGUCUCCCACUGCCCUGCCCUGCCCUGCCUACUUGAUUGUCAGUACUGUAUUCCAUUGAUUUAACCUCCCCCUUUCAAACCCGCCCCCCUCAAUUCUGGAAAAUGGGGUUUUCUAACAAGAGGUCUGAGGCAACUCUGCCUUAGGUAAAGGGACCCCUGACCAUUAGGUCCAGUUGUGACCGACUCUGGGGUUGUGGCACUCGUCUCGCUUUAUUGGCCAAGGGAGCCGGCGUACAGUUUCCGGGUCAUGUGGCCAGCAUGACUAAGCCGCUUCUGGCGAAUCAGAGCAGCGCACCGAAAUGCCGUUUACCUUCCCACCGGAGCGGUACCUAUUUAUCUACUUGCACUUUGACGUGCUUUCGAACUGCUAGGCUGGCAGGAGCAGGGACCGAGCAACGGGAACUCACCAGCCUUCUGAUUGGCAAGUCUUAGGCUCUGUGCUUUAACGCACAGCGCCACCCACCUCCCUAACUCUGCCUUAGACCACAUUAAUACCACACAUGUGAAGUACUAUGCUACGACUUUAAACAGUCACGGCUUCCCCCAAAGAAUUCUGGGAGUUGUAGUUUGUUAAAGGCGCUGAGAGUUGUUAGGAGGUCCGUCUUCCCCUCACAGAACUACAAUUCCCAGAGGUCCUUGUGAAGAGGGAUUGAUUGUUAAACCACUCUGGGAACUGUACCUCUUUGAGGGAAAUAGAGGCCUCCUUUAGUGGAAGCCAUGUUUAAAGUAGUGCUUCAAAUGGAUGGUGUGAGUGUGGUUAUAAUCAGUUGCACUUUAGAUGAAUUUUCGAACUCCACUCAGAAGCAGCCAAACAGAUUCCUUGGUCAUGUGGUGUCGUUCCCAAGUUGCAAAUCACCAUUUACUUUUACACGUGUGACGUUUUCACAAGGUGCUUUAACUGCCUAAUUUUUGCACAAGAAAAUACUGUAGAAUAUAUUUAUUCACACGGUAGGAUCCAGUUUUACCUUACUAAGACCGGCUAGUUUCCUAUGGGUUUCUGUCACUUGUAAAAUCCACUUUGUGCCAAAGAAAUCACACCAAAGUUAUAGCAUGAGAAUCAGGCCUCUGCCUGAGCCCUGAAACGUUUAAACUGCCGCUGUCAUGUUACCAUGUUAACAUAUUUUUUCUAACCACAAAGCAAAAUCUGGCAGUUAGUGAAAUUUUAAAUAUUUUUGUUUUCGCUGAGUAGUUAUUGGACUUGUCUUUGGGAAACGUGCCAGUUUUCAUAUUUGUUUUAUAAUUCCUCCAAUUUGGCUGUGCAGCUGCAUUCACUUCAUCUUUAGAUCUGACUCAAAACUUCUUCUUUUUUUAAAAAAAUUGUGGUUCAGCUUGCUGAGAAAAAUGUUCCAAGAUUUGAAUAGCUUGUUCUUGUUUUGAAUAGACUGGAGUUGCCCCUGCUCCUACAAUAACUUCAGGGCGUCCUUUGCCUGUCUUUUCAAUCUCCUGGUUUCCAUGAAUUCGAACUCUUAGCACGAAACAUACUCCUUGAACUGUAGGUUAAUGUGCAACAUUUUUAGUAGACCUUUUUUUCAAAAGUGAAAAAGGUGUUUUUGAUUAUGGGUGGAGGCAGCAGGGGGUCAGUUUUUUGAUCUUAAGCGUUUGUUCCAUUUUCAUUAUUCUCUCUCCCUAGUUUCUAGUCAAGUUUGGAAAUAAAAUAGGGCACAAUACACUAGCACUGGGUGAUCCAUGCUGUAAAAACAAUUGGGAUAUUUCCCUCCUGAUUACCUUCGCUAGCACUGGGUUUCAGCUCGUUGGUUGGGACCCACAAGUGGGGUGGGCCCCAACCUAAGGUAGGUUGCAGCCUGCACAUCAGUAUAGUUUGUUGGUUUACUUCUAGAACAAAGCAAGUAUUGAGGGAGGCAGGUUUCCUGAACCUUUAAUAGUUGUAUAAAAGAGCAGUUCUAAACCUUGUCUCCAUGGUAACCCACAAGUCCAAAAUCACCUUGGGAUGGCAACCCAUAGAUUAACUGUCACAUGAAUUCCUAAGUGUUAAAAUGUAAGACUCAAAUCUUGCUGGCAUUCGAUUGCGUGUGUCAACACACAGCGUUACAAUCUGCCAGUGAAACAAAAAGUUGCAUCAUAGACCAGUUGCGGAUUCCAAGCAACAAUAAUUUUGUGUUUCCUUAUAAAGCCUGCAACCCACUUUUGGGUCAUGACCCAUAGGUUGGGAAACACAGGCAUAGAGUUUUGGCAGGGCUAGCCUUUUUCCAUCCCUCUCUGACGAGCUCUUCUUCACAACUGCUGAAGGUGCAGGAGUUGGUCCCAUGUUAAGGCUGUUGUUUGAGAUAAGUCACUGUGUCUGAAAAAGUCGAACUACCCUUCUCUGUAGGAUUUGUUUGCAGCUGCUGUACUGGAAGGAAAAGAGAGUUGUGUGGUGCUGGAGACUCGGGUGGGUUAUGUGAGUGGUAACUGGUGAUGGGCUUUUCAUGGUGGUGCUCCAUUCCUCAUAUUGAGGACCAUUCCUCAAUAUUUGCCUAGUGGCUACACUCUUCACAAUAUUAAAACAUUCUGAAUAUGCCCCGCCCCCCCUUUAAACACUCAGCCAAUGAUUUCAGGAUCGCUAGGAACAGUAUUUCAGCCAUCAAAUGCCUGGGUAAACCUUCUGAAUGUCAGUAAUGAGGGAGACAGACACAUCUUGCCAGGGAGGGCAUUCUGCAAAUGUGGAACCAUCACUGAGAAGGCCCUGUCACUGGUCCAUGCCAACCAGGCAGCCCCCCUCACCUGCCAAUCACAGGGUCCAAGAUGGCUGGUACUGGUGCUCUUUUAGGCGAUCAGUUCCUGGCUAUUUAGGGCUUUACAAUCUAGUACUAACAUCCUGAUCAGGGUCCAUCUCACUGGCAAUCCAGUGCCGCGCUUUCAGGACUGGUGAGACAUGAUCCCAUCGGGCUUCCCCACUUCACAUUUUUAUUCCGUUUGUUUUGUUUUACAGAUAAUGAUUUUCAUUGCUGUUUUUAGGGGCUUUGUUAAAAUUGCAAGUCUCCUUCUGCACAUGGGUGUAGAGAGAUGGAUAAAAAAAACAUUUUAAGCUAAGGAAACCUGAUAUUUGACACGGCACUUUUUCAGAAGUAAAAGUUUGCUCCUACAGCUGGAAAGCUUUGUGUUUUUUUAGGGCAUGCAAGAGUGAGAACCACCUGCCCUCAUUGGAGCCCUUUCCUUGUCUUCCAAUUACAUUCAGUUCUGGGCAUGCCUGCUCUGAGGCCAUUCUGUUUCACCUGCAUUGGUAGUGAUUGGAUCUAUUCAGUGCAGAGACGGGACAGAAUCCAUCUUCUACUGGAGGCUGAAUUGAAACCAGACAUAGUUUCUAAUGUAGUCUGUUUCAGAAUCAGAGAGACAGCAGGCAGCUUUCUUUGUUGAUGAAGCUUUGAGCUCACAGGAGUUAAUCUAUUUCUCGCAGCACACAGUUUGAGAAUUUAUGCUCUGCUUUUCACGGGACCUUAGACACGCACCUCUUAGAUCCGCAUCUGCUUUGUUAUCUGCCGACUCCAGCCAGGUGGGUAGCAAGAUGCUCUGGAUAACUUCGUACUACACUUACAAACAGGAGCCACACAUAACAUUGCUCAGGCUGCUUUCACCUAUAUGGAACAAGAGCCACAGUUUCCAAAAUAUGAACAUUGACCCAUCUCAAGGCUCUUGUAGCAUGUGCCAGAUUUGCAGAGGACAGCUGUCUGUGCCAAAACUUGUGUAGUUCUAUAGUAAGCUCUUUAUUUGGGAGUCAUCUGCAGCUGAUGGUCAAAACUGCCAAGGAAAACACUUGGCCAGAAACAGUGUUCAAGCCCUUGUAAAAAUAGUUACCCCCCACCAAAAGAGCCAAACCAAAACAACUUUGAAAAUUGAUGGAGCCAAAUUAUUAACCUAUAGUGAACUUUUUAGAGAGAAUCUGCUUCAUUUAUGGCCAUUUUGAAAGUGAGUUUGAGAACAUAGACCCAACCUUUGGAGCUACUACCUUCUCCAAUAAUAUUGUUCUUUCCAUAACAAAUAUUUUUAAAUUGCUGUAUAAGCAAGAAGCAUCUUUCCUGCUUUUGUCAACAUCAGCCAAAGACUAAGUGCUGAUAGGGCAGAAUUCCCAAUUGCCUAAAUAACAUUUUAAAAAGAGAUUCUAGUUCCCAGGAGCCUUAAAUUUCGUUAAGUUAAUCUAUGAUGGAGUAGAACUUUCACGUGCACCUCUUUGCAAUGGAUUUUUAAAGUAGAGGAAAUGCUUAGAAAUGGAAAAUAUACAAUCCAAUGCUGAAUCUAAGGAGAGGCUUCAAAAUGUGCAAGGAAUUGCAAUAUUAGGGUAAUGGUUAUUGGGGGUUUUUUUGUAAUACAAUGGGAUGACAGAUUGGUUGAUUCAUAAUAUUAAGAGGUUAUGAUAUUUAAUUAUAGUUCAUCAAUAUAAAUUGGGUUUAAAUAUGCUUGGCUGCUAAUGACUAUUUUACGUUUUAAAAAUAUUAAAAUAGAAAAAGUACACUUUGAAACAGUAAAGUGCAUCUUUCAUAUAUUUCAGGCAGGUGAGUGCAGAGGCACUGUAAGCCUUGCGCACAGGAUUCAUUUUUUGUUUCCUUGGGUGUGUCACAUAGAGCCAAAGAAACUGCAUGCGUUAUUUAUAUUCUAUUGGCAUUUUAAAAACAAUUCAAGAAAAACGCAGUAAAACACAAUAAAAUAAAAGCACAACAAUUAAAUUAAAAUACUCAGCCCAGAGACCAAAGAAACGAAACCACAGAGCCAGAUCAAUAUAAAAUUUCAUUGUUAAUCUGUGCCAGGCAAUCCAGCUGGCGUAAAGCCAUUGUUUUUCCAUAGAUUCCGUGGGAGAAUGAUGGUUUUGUUCCAGCUGGAUUGCUUGUCAGUCACUCUUAAGGCUGCAGUCCUAAACACACUUAACUCAUGAGACCCAUGAGAACAUGAGAAGAGAGCAGCUUGGUAGCCAUCACUGCCUUGUGUAGGAGUGAGUUCCAUAGGCUACCUAUGCACUGUGUCCUGAAGCACUUCCUUUUAUCUGCCCCUGAUCUUCCAAAAUUCAGCUUCACUGGAUGUCCACAAGUUCUAGUUUUUAUGAGAGAGGGCAGAUUUGGUUAGGGAUGCUCUUAAAAGUGUGUUGGGAAGAGUAGGCAUGUUUUCAGGGUAGCAGAUGAAAAAUCAUUUAUCAAGAUUCUGGGGAAAAUUGGGUCCUGUUAUAGCAAUACUCACACCCACCCACCCUCCUUUUAUGUCUCUGUUCUUCACAGAAUGCAGUUUACAGAACAUAAGGAUCAGGAGAUGGUGUGAUCAAAUAAAUGCAGGCUCUGUUGGUUUAGCGUAGUCUUUUAUGCAUUACGAAGAGACCCAGGGGAUGCAAGGAGCAGGCAAGGCCACAAGCUGUUCUUGAACUCGUAGAGGAGUAGGGAUGGUGGAGCUGUGUAGCUCAAGUGGGGCAGUAGGCCUGGAUGAUGGGAGAAUAGUCCAUUUGCACCCCUGCUCCCUUCCUCUUUUCACCAGUGGUUUUCUCUUGGCUGAGAGGUGCAAAAAUGUGGAGCUAGUUGCACAGACUUAGGGGUUGUGUUGAUCGGCUCUCUGCCAAGGUGCACAUGUUGGGGGGGGGGUCAUUGAGAAAGUAGGGCAACCACAGCCAAAGCAGCUACACAAGUUGUAAUUUGCCACUGAUGCCUAUUGCCCUGUGUGUAUAUACUGUUAAAUACGUUACUUGCUCAGGCAGGUCAGACGUGUGUAAAUAUAUGUCUCAGGUCAGUACUGCCCACCUAAUUUCAACAACCAGUACAGACAUGCCCAUAAGUGUUACUGGCACUCUUAAAAUGGUAACAUGAUGCCCCUUCCUGUUUACGAGGUGCUAACCAUGUUCUGGGCUAAAUAAAACCAGAGACCAAAGGCCAAGGUGUUUAUAGGGAACAACCAUAAGGGAUAAUGCAUAAGACGCUCAUCAAUCAGCAUUAGGGGUUUGAAGCAGAGAGGGCUCUUAAUGUGGCGUUCAGAACAUUCUUGGUGGCUCUGUAGCUCUCAGUCAAAAUAGCCCCUUUUGGGAUUCCCCCCCCCCCGGCGGCAAGGCAGACCAUACCUGUCAUCAAGGUCCUCUGACUUGAGAGCUAUAUCGGUUAAAAGUGCCGCCGCAAUUGUCCUCACAUCUGCCCUGGGUUCGGCUGCUUGCAGUAUACUGUACAGUGGUAUCUCUGGAUGCGAACGGGAUCCGUUCCAGAGCCCCGUUCGCAUCCUGAAGCGAACACAGCGCAUGUGGGUCGCAAUUUGCUGCUUCCGCGCAUGCGUGUGACAUCAUUUUGAGCGCAUGCGCGAGCGGUGAAACUCAAAAGUAACGCGCUCCGUUACUUCCGGGUCACCACGGAGCGCAACCCGAAAAUACUUAACCUGAAGCUACUUCAACCCGAGGUAUGACUGUACAGUGGUACAUCGGUUUACGAACUUAAUCCGUUCCGGAAGUCCGUUAUUAAACCGAAACCGCUCUUAAACCGAGGCGCGCUUUCCCUAUUGAGGCCUCCCGCUGCCAGUGCCCUUCCACCGUUCGGCUUCCGUUCGGUUUCCGAGGUAAAGUUCGCUAACUGGAACACCUACUUCCGGUUUUGCGGAGUUCGUACACCUAAUAGUUCAUUAACAGGGCUGUUUGUAGACUGAGGUAUUACUGUGAAACUAUCUGUUGCUACAUGAAGCACAUUUCCCUGAUGAAUUAGGCAUGAGAUUUUAAUAACUUAUCUUACUUGUUUUUACUUAGAUGUAAAUCCCGUUAAGUUCAAUGGGAUUUACUUCCAAGUAAAUGUGUGUAGGGUUGCAAGCUAAGAAUUAUUUAACAGGGUAACAGCGCUUCUAACCUGUUCACAGUCUGCGAGUAGUAGGGUCACUUUUUUAAAAAACUCUAAAUAAAUGCAUCCUUUAAAAGACCACUCUUUGGAAGUUAUUAGUGAGACUGAAAGAAGGUGAUUCUUGUUUUUUGAUGCUUAAUUAUCCAUGAUUUGUAAGUGUUUAGUUAAAUAGUGUUUGUCUCUAUCUUUUCCUUUAAAAAAAACCUAAUUUUAUUACGACUCUUCAACAUACAAUAAACAAAAUAGCAAAUAAGAAAGAAAGAGAAUGAAGAGAAAACCAGGGGGACAGAGAGAUAAGAAUAAUAACAGAAACCUUACUGUCUUUUCCAAUAGCUCCUGGUAUCUUGAUGGGAGAUUGCUGCUGCUUCUUACCUCAGUUUGCAUUGUCUUCCCUCUAGCACUUCUUCCUAAAAUUGGUAAGUAAUUUUAAAGGGAGUAUUAUUGCUGCCAUAAUUACUAUUAGCAGUAGUGUUCUCUUUUAGUAGCAAUUUAAUUGAGGAGUUUAAAAAGAAAGCCUUAAUGGGUGGUGGUGUGUGUGUUUUUUUUAAAAGAUUCGAGGAAAGAUUGGGAGGGGAGGCAGGUUUAUUUGCAACCUAGUCUGUCCUCCAGCUUUGCCUAGUUAACCUAUUACUUAGAUUGCAGUAGUACUGUGUCUGCUCUACUAAAAUAAAACCUUUACAACAGAACAUUAAAGAGCUGCAUUUACUUACAGCAUGCCAUUAGUGGUAAGCCAGUUCUAAUUCUGCCCUACAAAACUACAUAAAUGAUCUGUGACAGGCAAGUUGGAAUGUUGUUAUUCUGAAUCUUAAGCCCCAGAUACCGAGCCCCAUAAUGCAAAACAUACCUAGAGCAUGAAGCUCCUUUUGCCCUGCACCAGGAUCACUUUCCUUAUAAAUUGCCUCUUAUUUUUACUGUUAUUUUACAGGCUUUCUUGGCUACACAAGUAGUUUAUCAUUUUUCUUUAUGGUGUACUUUGCUCUUGUGGUAAGUCUGAAAAAAAAAAAAAAACCCAACCCAACCCAGAUCGCAGCUUAUGUUAAGUUUUCUUAUUAUUUUGAUGGAUCUCAGAGUUCCUUUGAAACGGAUGUCUGUGCUUUAAAAGCUUGCCUCUAAAAAUGAAGUGUUCCUUCUCCUCUCCUUUAAGUGUGGUGGUAUGUAUUUUCUUGCUUUGGGGUAAGUUGGUUUGGCAGAAAAGUCACGAAUGUGAAAAGAUUUGCCAUCGUUAAUUGUUUGGACUGUAAAAUGCAGUUGGAGUGUAUUUGUUUUGCUGACAGGGCAAUGAAAAAUACUGGCCUGAGCACUUUCUCCUCCCCUUCUCCACGUGUGGAAUGGAUUUUUAUUUUAUUUUUUGUCCUUGCUUCCAACCACCAUUUACUGCAACUCGUGCAGAAGAAAAUGUCAUAUAUUCCAAGUAAAAUUGAAUGUACAUGUUCGCUUAAUAGUAAAAAAGCACAAGACGCAGCAAAUCUCUUUUGAGCAAUUUAAUGUAUAUAUUAAUAUAGCAAAAGCCUUAUUCUUUCCAUCUGAAAGCAAUAUUUUCCCUCCCCUUCUCUCUCUCUCUAUCUCUGUGUGAGCCAAGUAGGGCAUUUCAGUGCUGAUAUUUGCAGCCAUUGAUUCCUAUAUGAUAUAUGGAAAGCAGAGUACUGGAACACAUUUGGUCUGGAUUUGUUUUGCUAGUGGUUGCUGCAAAUGAGGGAGUAUUUGGAAGUGUUUUUAGCAGGCACAAUCAUUUUAGGCAUGAUUCCAUCUCCGAGACGGCAUGCAUGAUGCCCACAAAACCGCUAUCUGCGGUGGUGGGUCUUGCAGGUGCCGUAACGUUUAUAAGAAGUUCUUAAUCCAUGUUGCAGAGCGCAUAGGUUAGCUUGCUGGUCCCUGGCCCAUACAUCCUGAGCAUGUUAAUGCCUUUGUGGCAGCGCUGCACACCAGAGGUACAUUAUGUCUAAAUUGCCGCCAGAUUUCAUCAAGGAGAUAGGUAAGUAAGUAAUGGUACUCUCCAGAAGGGAGCUGGAGAAUUUAUACAGCUCACAUUUCAUGGGCAGUCCACCAGCCCUUGCCCCAUGGUUUCUAGAGAAUUUCCAAAAUGAUCGUAUUUAUUUAGAAACACGAGAAAAGCCAGUUAGAUCAGGCCAAAGGCUCAUCUAGUCCCAAUAUCCUAUUCUCACAGUGUCCAACCAGAUUCACAUGGGAAGUCUGAAGGCAGGAACUGAGUGCAAAAGCACUUUCCCCACCUGUGGUUCCCAGAAACUGAUAUUCAGAGGAAUAACUGCCUCCAACUGUGGAGGUAGAACUUUUUAAGAAAAAAACCAUUUUAGUCGCUUUUUGAUCACAAGCUCUAAAAAGCUGAGAUUCCCUACAUCUCAAGAGUUUGUAUAAAUGACCCUUGGGGGUCCUUCCAACGCUACAAUUCUGAUUCCAUGAAAGUAGUUUAAAAUUGACCAUACCAAGUAAUCACAGUGCAAUGUUAAAACCAUAUAAUGUUAAAUAUUACUAAACUGAUGUAAAAUACCUAGCAUAACAUACUAAGGCAAGAUUUCCCUUUUGUGAAGCCAUAAUCAUAAAUACCGUAUUUUUCGCUCUAUAAGACGCACCAGACCACAAGAUGCACCUAGUUUUUGGAGGAGGAAAACAAGAAAAAAAAUAUUCUGAAUCUCAGAAGCCAGAACAGCAAGAGGGAUCACUGCGCAGUGAAAGCAGCAAUCCCUCUUGCUGUUCUGGCUUCUGUGAUAGCUGUGCAGCCUGCAUUUGCUCCAUAAGACGCACACACAUUUCCCCUUACUUUUUAGGAGGGAAAAAGUGAGUCUUACAGAGCAAAAAAUACGGUAAUUGUGAAGUUGGAAGGGACCCAGUGGGUCAUCUAGUCCAACCCCCUGCGAUGCAGGAAUUUUUUUGCCCUAGGUGGGGCUUGAACCUAUGACCAUCUGGUUAAGAGUCUCAUGCUCUACCAACUGAGCAGAAAUUUCUCAGAAUUUUUUUUCCCUUACCGGUGUGUGAUUUUUCUUUUGUGAAUUCCGACUCCCUUGGAGAGUCCUACCCGGAAUUUCAGUCCUACCCGGAAUUUCAGCAAAAUGGUUUCCCGAAUUUUGCCAUCCGUGAAUUUUGGGUGCAACUGUGGAUCUAGUUUGCUCCUUCCUAUCGUCUCUUAUUGCACUGAUUUAUUCAUCUGCCAAGAUGAACCAGCAACAGAGUUUCGUUCAACAUUACGUGAGCUGAAAUUUCUCAGAAGACUCCUUUCGAAGAAGAAUGAAAACCUUUGAGAAUUUUACUUCCCUACCAAAUAUUUUGGCAAAUCCCCCCUCCCCCAGCUUCACUGCCCACAAAUGGCAUGGAGUAUUUUCUUUUCUUUUAUUAUUGUAUUUCACCAAAUUCAUAUACCGCUUGAUAGUAAAAACAAAGAAACGUCAAAGUGGUUUACAAAAAGAAUAAAGCAAUGAGAUUAUCAAUAAAGGCACUUAAAAGCAGCUAUUCUAAAUAUUCAAAAACCAUUAAAAUAAAUGAAUUCUGCGAGGCCACUGUUCCUUUUGAGCUGGGCAGGGCUUACCAUAAACUUAGCAUAAGCAAACCCCCACAUAACUUAAGAUGCAAGAUGAUGGUGUUUAUUUUAAAGGUGAGGGAUUUGAUGCUGGAAAACAGCUGAAAGGGAACACAGAGCUAGGUCUUGGAGCGUGAUAGAGCAAAGCAGAUUUCCCCAUGCUAGAAGCUCAUUAUUUUGGAGACCUGAAUAUAGAAUUUAUAGCACUUCAUAUGCUACCUUAGUGGCAUAAUUUCAGUUUCUGCAUGGCUGCUUCCAACAGGUUCUGGUGACUUGCAACAAGGAUUACACCCAUGGGGGUGACCUAUAACAUUUUUUCCUUCCACUGCAAAGCAACCAGCUCCCAGGGUUGAGUAGCAGUGGAGUGUGGAGUUGGUAUGUUGCAUAUAUUUCUAGGUUGUUUCCCUAAUGUCAAAGCAGUGUGGGAAGAAGCCACACAGAAACAGCAACCCAGGCCACAAAGGGAACACACGGCAAGUGCCAAGACUGACUCAGUUCAUGUUCCACCUGUGCCAUAGAUUCACUAUGGCGGCCUUCAGCUGGUCACUUAUCAGGCACAGUUUCUUAUCUGUAGAAAGAGAGAAAACGAGGAGGGUGUUAAAGGAAAACACAAUAACGCUUGUAAGGCAUUGUGCAGUGCGGCAUAGUAAGAGCACUGAACUUGGACCUGGGAGACUUGGAUUCAAAUCUCUAGGCUGGUCGCUAUUUAUCAUCCUAACCUAAGGUGCUAAAAAUGGGUAAAUCUCCUGCUUUGAACUUCUUGGAGAAAGGGUGAGAUACAAAUAUGAUUAAUAAUAAUAAUACAGUGGUGCCUCGCAAGACGAAAAGAAUCCGUUCCGCGAGUCUCUUCGUCUUGCGGGUUUUUUCGUCUUGCGAAGCAAGCCCAUUAGAGGUUUAGCGGUAUUAGCGGCUUAGCCGGCUUAAAGAUCAGCUGAUAAGCGGCUUAACGAUCAGCUGAUAAGCGGCUUAACGAUCAGCUGAUAAGCGGCUUAACGAUCAGCUGAUAAGCGGCUUAGCAUCAGCUGAUAAGCGGUUUAGCGGCUUGGGAAAAAGGGGGGGGGAAGGAAAAAAACCCGCAGGAACUCGCAAGACAUUUUCGUCUUGCGAAGCAAGCACAUAGGAAAUUCGUUUUGCGAAGCACCUCCAAAACGGAAAACCCUUUCGUCUAGCGGGUUUUCCGUCUUGCGAGGCAUUCGUCUUGCGGGGCACCACUGUAUUAAAAAUUCAGAGACGUCCAGCAAUUUAUUGCAAACAUGGGAGUUCUGAUGUGCUCGGAAUUCCCCUACCUGCAGAGGAAUAUGCUUCUGUUUAAUUGAAUUGGAUAAGAGCGGAACACAUGAAUAUUUUCACAUGGCAGUCUGGAUGAAAGCGGGUCCAUCAGCAGUUGUGAAAUAGUGGCUUUGUUCCUCACCCCUCACAUCUUUUUGUGCGUGGCACACUUUUCUUCCUCUUCUUUGUCCUCUGUGUAAGUUUGAGCCUUGUGAUUAAACCAAGUUUUGUACAAGACUGGCUGCCUGUGCACCAUCUCUCAAGUCGCUGUGCAGCUGCGCAGGCUCUUGAAUGCGAAGGUCAGCUGCCUUGCCCCCAUUAUUUUGGGACUCUCCAAAAGUAAACAAGCCCCUAACAAAUGGCCUCUCCCCUCCUCUUCCCUUUGGGGUAUCUAGCCUAAGGCCCAGGAUGAGAUUAAUCACCACCUGCUGAGUGGUCUGGACUUGCUGUUUUGACUUACUGUGGUUUUCUUUCUUCUUUUGCUGGGGGAGGGGAGAAGAUUGGCUGUCUUUUAAUGGCUCAAAUUAAGGAGCAACAUGGUAAUGAGGUGCCAUGUGCCCUGUCGCUGUAGAGAACAUACUUUUUAAUUUCAGAAGGCAUUUUUACACUUAAAACAAAGGCUGAUAUGUGUGUUUGUGUGUGUGUGUGUGUGUGUGUGUGUGUGUGUGUGUAUGUGUGUGUGUGUUACUUAAUUGGGUGCUUUAUUCUGUUACCCCCUCCCCUUUCUUUUAAAAGCCCUCUACCUCCCCUGUGGAUCGAUUGGGGAAGAAAUGAAUGUAAAUGAAUGAAUGAAAUAAUGCCUGCACUUAAUAGGAGCUGAACUGCCUUGCUCCUAAGCCUUCUGUGCUAAGAGUUCAGUGUUGUUAUUUUAGCAGCAUAAGGAAUGCCCUUAGCUUGCAUUGACUUGCGUGCAGGUCUUUGAUAACAUGGACCAAUUUUCUUCUUAGUUUUUUUUAAGAAGAUAAAAAUCAUGUAUAGGACAUCCAGCAAAAAAUAAAAAAUGCCAUCCAGAGUGCAAGACAACCAACCCAUUAAGGAACUGAACCAUGUGAUAACAUCAGACUUCAAAGCUGUCGAAGCAGCUCCCUAAGGGCAGUGUCUGUCAAGAAUUCCAAAAUACGCUGUAGAGGUCUAGGAGAUGGUAAUCUUCAGCAUCAGCCUCCUCUUAACUGAAUCCCCAUUCAGUAAUAUGGACUUUGGUCUACUUACGCCCAUCAUGUUUCAUCUCCUUGAGCUCUCCCAGUGGGUUGUGUUUUCGUUUUGUUUUGAGUUUUUAAACUUAGAACAACAAGCCAUUUUUCCAUGUCAGUCUGUUUUUCAGACUCCUCUCUGUUUCAAAAGCGACUUAAAUAUAUGGCACUGGAGGCAGGUUUGCUGUUUGCAUUCCAAGGUUCCUUUUUUAUUGAUCCCAUGUAUGCUUCUGUGAAAGUCCCAUUGUGCUCUUAUCGGUCUUAUUCUCAGUUAAGAAGGAUAGCUCAGUCGGUGGUGGAGCAUGAGACCCUUGAAAUCCCAGGCUUAUGGAUUCGUUCCCCAUGUUGGCCGAAAAAUUCCUGCAUUGCAAGGGGUUGGACUAAACCAGGCAUGUCCAACUGGUCAAUCGCGAUCUACCGGUCGAUCGUGGGGCGUCCCUGGUUGAUCGUGGUUGAUUGUUCAACAACUUUGAUGAAUUGUUGUUGUUGUUGUUUAGUCGUUUAGUCGUGUCCAACUCUUCCUGACCCCAUGGACCAGAGCACACCAGGCACUUCUGUCUUCCACUGCCUCGCGCAGUUUGGUCAAACUCACGUUGGUAGCUUUGAGAACACUGUCCAACCAUCUCGUCCUCUGUCGUCCCCUUCUUCUUGCGCCCUCUAUCUUUCCCAACAUCAGGGUCUUUUCCAGGGAGUCUUCUCUUCUCAUGAGGUGGCCAAAGUCUUGGAGCCUCAGCUUCACAAUCUGUCCUUCCAGUGAGCACUCAGGGCUGAUUUCCUUCAGAAUGGAGAGGUUUGAUCUUCUUGCAGUCCAUGGGACUGCUCCCCACAAACAGCUCAACAACUUUGGUCAAUCCAAUGGGUAGAUCACUGCCAGUUAUGUUUUAGAGGGAGUAGAUUGCAGUCUCUAGGGAGUUGGACAUGCUGGACUAGGCGAUCCAUGUGGUCCCUUCCAGCUCUAUGUUUCUAAGAGUUCAUAGAACUGCAGCCUUAGCCUUUGCAUUCCUUACGAACCUUGUGUUCCUUGAAGCUUAAAAGGGGUUCCCUCCUUGCACGACUGGGCAUGGUACAAAGGCAUCAUAUACACAUUUGCUUGGAAGUAGGUUUCACUUUGCUCAACAGGGCUUUCUCCCUAGUGAGUGGGUUUAGGACUGCAGCCAUACGAUGCAUUUGGCUUCAGUAUAGAACUGGAUUAGACACAGGGGAGGGAGGGGGGUCCACACAUUUUGGCUGGCCUUGCCAGCUAGCCCUUACUUGCGAUUGCCACCACCUCUGCUAUACUCCCCUGCACAGAGGACCCAGGAGAGGGGCAGGGUCUCAUCUUUCAUAUGCUGAGCUUCAGAGUCACUGGGAAGCAGAAGCCCAGCAGAAGAUCGGAGAUAACAUCCAUCUCUCAUUUCAUAGUGAGACAGGCAGUUGCUAGACUGGGGGUGUGGGGGAAGGAGCUCACCACCUGCAGCCUGGCAACGAUAUUUGUUCACUCCUGUUUGGCAGCUCUUCCAGGAUGAUGAAUUAAUGCAGCCUAAAAAGGUGUGAUCGUGUGCAUGUGGCAGAGGAAAGAGUAAACAUGGAGGAUGAAGAAUGAAGAUUGCAGGAAGGAAUGGGCGAGAGACGAAAGAGCAGAGUGUACUAUCAAGACCACAAAUGCUAUUGAAUACAGUUCAACCUUAUCAAUCAUUGCUCGGAAGUGAAUCCCACAGAGUUCAGUGAAAACUUACCCCUAAGAGAAUGAGCCCAAGGUUGCUGACCUUAAACGUAAAGUGAGACACGUGUUCUUCAAGCAAUCAUGCGUCUGCAUGGAGUUCGAUCUUGUAUCUGCCUGUAUUUAUUGCUUAGAAUUUAAUGUAGCAUUUUUAUUAGUAUCUGAAAUUAAUCCAGUGCUCCUUAUUCACACUCCUUUGUGCAAACCAGUGAGGCCAUACCUACAAAUGGGGGUGGGGGGGAGCUUUAGAUUUUAAGAAAAUUACGUUCUUCAAGGUGAUCUUCAGUCUCCAUCUCCAUUGAGCCAUAAACGGAUGCAGAAAGUUAUCUCUGGCCCCAAUGAGUCAGGGCCAUUUUGUGUAUCCUAAAGUGUCGAUGUGGCACAUCAGGAGCCAAGUAAGGGCCCCCACCCACCAUAUAAACGUUUUUUAUCAUUAUAUAUUACGCUGCUGCUUGGAAAUCCACAUCUAUAUAAAAUUUCCAUUUGCCGCACUGAAAUACUGGAAGGUGUAUUAAAUGCAGUUCAGUUUUCCAAACUAGUUGGUGUUUUUUGUUUUGCUUUUUGAAGAUGGAAAAAUGUCAUGUUGAAAUGCACACGGCGGUUUGCAUAUCAUCUGUUGCUGUCACAAGCAGAUACACUUUAAUGUGUUCCGGAGGGGAAAUCUUCACCAGGCAUAUGGAAGCAAUACUUUUACAUUUACUGUAAUUUUCUGUGAUUGGUUUCUAGGGCGAGCCAUCUGUUCAGAUUAUUGCCACUAAGAGAGGGAGGGAGGGAGAGAGAGAAUGAGAGAGAGAGAGACACUGUAUAUUGGCUACAGAAAUGGGCUUAGCCCUGAGAGACCAUCAGGCGGGUUGAAAUCCCACCUGGGAGAUCUUUGGCAGCCUGCUUCCCAUCUUUAUUACGGGAGUAACAAUAAGCUACCUUGCAGGGUUGUUGAGAGUACAGUGGUGCCCCGCAAGACGAAUGCCUCGCAAGACGGAAAAACCGCUAGACGAAAGGGUUUUCCGUUUUGAAGUUGCUUCGCAGGACGAAUUCCCCUAUGGGCUUGCUUCGCAAGACGAAAAUACCUUGCGAGUCUUGAGAUUUUUUUCGCUUUCCUCCUUUAUCUAAUCUGCUAAGCCUUUAAUAGCCUUUAAUAGCCUUUUAGCAGCUAAUCCCCUAAGCCUUUAAGCCUUUAAUAGCCGCUAAACCGCUAAUAGCGCUAAUAGCGCUAAUCCGUCAAUGGGCUUGCUUCGCAAGACGAAAAAACCGCUAGACGAAGACUCUCGUGGAACGGAUUAAUUUCGUCUUGCGAGGCACCACUGUACAUAUGAUCUAAGAAUGACAGAGCUGUGCUCUAAAAGUGCUUUAGAGUUACUAGCAUAUUAGAAUAAUGCGUAGAGAGCCCAGCAUUCUGUUCCCUAAUGGAGCACCAUUGUUUUAGAUCUCCAGUCUUGCUCUCUGGACAAGUCAUUAUUUCCACUGCUUAUUGCUACAUUUUAGAGCUAAGGUGUGACUUAGCUAUACUUCUGCCUACCUCAGGAUACAAUUCAGCAUAGCGCAGAGCAGAAUAUGCACACUGGGAAUGAAGUCUGCUUGCACAAUAAGACUUUUGCCACCCUUCCACCCCCCCUGCACCCCCUAAACCUGUUCUGGAUUCCUCCCCAACCCUCCAGAGCAGGCACCCCCAAACUCGACCCUCCAGAUGUUUUGGGACUACAAUUCCCACCAUCCCUGACCAGUGGUCCUAUUAGCUAGGGGUGAAGGGAGUUGUAGUCCCAAAACAUCUGGAGGGCUGAGUUUGGGGAUGCCUGCUCCAGAGCAUGUGAGUGGACCUUAUUCUGUGCAUGCAACAACUUAGUUGAAUCCUGCCCAUUGUCUGCAAAGUAUUAACUGUAUUCUUUCUCUGCAGGUCAUAAUUAAAAAGUGGUCCAUUCCUUGCCCUCUGCCACCAAAGCUUGCUAUGGGGUUCUCCCAGGUAUGCACCUUUCCUGACUUAUCUGUAAUUCUUUGAUUGCAAAAGAGCUUACCACAUUUAACUGUAAAGUGGCAAGUUGGUCAAUUAUUUUUCGUUGUUUGAAAUUGCACAGCAACAGCAGAAAUGCCUUACACUGAUGCGGUGGGAUCUUCGGAUCCAUACAGCAAUUAUAGUCGUCAUAUCCAAGGCUCUUAUUUUAUGACUGUGACGUAUUUGUGAAAAAUAACAUAUUAGCGGCACUGUAGGAAAUGUCUGUGCCCUCCACUCCUGAACGUUGCACAGCUUCAGGUUCCAGAAAGACUUGAAGUCCCAGUGCAUAGUAUGUGUCCAAUAAUGUCAGCUCCUUGCUGAAGCUAAGCAGGUUUGGUGUAUGGAUGGGCAACUACCUGGGAACCAUGUAUAUCACCUUGAGUUCCAUGUUGGAAGAACGGCACGGUAUAAAUGUCAGAAAAUAGUAAAUGACAGACAUCUGGGUGCAGGCUAUUCUGGAGGCAUACAUUUGUCUGUUAUGAGAAGUCCAUACAGAAGUUUAUAUAACCCUGAAUGGAUGGCUUUAAAAGAGGAUUAGACAAAUUCAUGGGUGCUGAUGGCCAUGUUCUGCCUACACUGUCAAAGGCAGAAAUGCUUCUGAAUACCAGUUGCUGGAAACCACAGGAAGGGAGAGUGCAGUUGAAGGCAUCUCAUGGGCUUUGGGUUGGCCACUGUGAGAACAGGAUGGUGACACGGGGGGGGGGGGGUUGUUUCACCAGCCUGAUCCAGCAGGGUUCUUGUUAUGUUCUUAUGCUGACAUGCUUGCACUGAGUGAUUUGCAAAGAAAGUUGUGCCUCUUAUAAUGGAAGGAUGACUUCCUCCAUAGUAGCUUGUCUAGGGAUAAGCGGGAGGUUAAGGAAGCAUCCAUACACACAUUUGCAACCAUUUCUGAUGUGUUUUGGGUUGCGGUGUAGUGAAGGUGCACAACUGGUGGUGCAUAAGUGUCGAAGCAAUGUUACUGUGAGCUGGAGUUACGCAGUCAGUCACUGGAUUUCAGAGUAUUUGUUAUAAAAUUAUGGGGUGGGAAGCCAGCCGAUGAGUCUCAUUUCUUGCCUCUGUGUCCUACACAGGCCUCAAAUUCUACUGAAGAUUGUAAAGCAGCGCUGUUUAACUUUUCUGCAGAGGUAAUCUUAAAUCAACCUCUUAACAGAUCACAAGAGUUUGCAAAAAUGUAUUUAAGCAUCGGGCUAAGCCAGGGUUUCUCAGUUUGUGUGUCUCCUCGUGUGUGUUGCACCCUGCUCUGGUGAUAAAAAUAAUAUGAGUGUGGAAUUUAAAUGUUCAAAGCCCUGUCGGCAUAUGGCUAAAACAAAGGAUUAAUUUAGAAUCAGGCCAUUGUCCAUCUAGCACUGUCUACCCUGACUGGCGGUGGCUCUGCAGAAUAGUUUCAGAUGGGACAUUCCCAGGCCUACCUGGAGAUGCCAGGGAGUGAAUCUGCAACUGUUUGCAUGCACAGCAGUUGCUCUUCCACUCAGCUGUGGUCCUUCCUCAGCAGCCCUUUGAGAAGCUGUACAACCCAGCUCUUAUUUUAUUAUAAACAUUUGUAUCCUACCUUCCCAUAAAAAAUGCCCAGGGUGUAUGUAACAACAAAAUAUAACAUAAAAUUUUUUUCCACAACUUUUUUUUUUUUAAGGAUUUUCACAACAUUUUAAAUGUGUGUCUAGAUUCCACCCAGGAAGGUUAUAGAAAUGAGUAUCAAAUAUUUAUAGGUUGCAUUUCAGCAGCGUGACUUUUCUUCUGUUUUUCUUUUCUUUUUUUGGCAGAGUGCAUAUGCCAUUCCAACGAUGGCUUUCUCAUUUCUCUGCCAUACAUCAGUAUUGCCAAUUUAUUGCGAGCUCCAAAGGUAACAUGUGAUUUGUAAACGCGUAUCAUUUUUUAAAAAAAUUGUUGUUGGCUGUAACUGCUGCCAUUCUCAGAACAUAAGUUUCCUGAUUCAUUUAGUGUUCAUGUCCAAAAGGAAUGCCAAAUUUAUUAUAUGUCUGAUUCUCCCAAUACACUGGACCAGUAAGCUGUCUUCCCUAACCUUGAGUCGCCAGAUAUUGUUGGGCUACUACUUCAUUUAUGAAUUGCUUCCCAUGAGAUAUCUCGAAGCAAUUUACCUAUGGCAGUUGCAUAUUUAAAACCUGUCAAAGCAGUUGCAUGUGUGUGUGUACAGCGUAAAACCAACAACACACACAUAAAAUCAGUUCAGAUCCAAGGCAGAUGUUUUUGAACAGGGACUUGGCUUUUUGAGGGUUACAUUCUCUCCCACCAGUAGGUACAUCUCCCCAUUUGUUGCCUUAUUUGAAUAAAACAUCACCUAACUUGUGGGUUAAACCACAGAGCCUAGGACUUGCCGAUCAGAAGGUCAGCAGUUUGAAUCCCCGCAACGGGGUGAGCUCCUGUUGCUCGGUCCCUGCUCCUGCCAACCUAGCAGUUUGAAAGCACGUCAAAGUGCAAGUAGAUCAAUAGGUACCACUCCGUCGGGAAGGUAAACGGCGUUUCUGUGUGCUGCUCUGGUUCACCAGAAGCGGCUUAGUCAUGCUGGCCACAUGACCCGGAAAAAACUGUCUGCGGACAAACGCCGGCUCCCUUGGCCUAUAGAGCGAGAUGAGCACGCAACCCCAGAGUCAGUCACAACUGGACCUAAUGGUCAGGGGUCCCUUUACCUUUACCUUUAACUUAAAUCUCUAGCUAUGCUAACACAAAGCCUGCCUUGUCUCUCUUUACUUCUGCUCUCUGCCCAGCAAGGGACCAACGUAUUUCACUUAAGGCUGGAAACAUAUCUGCGUAAUUGGUAGACUUUCUGGGAGGUAUUCAACGUAGCACUAUAGCAAUCAUUCCCUCGGCAUAAGCAUUUCAGCUUAACAGACAGAGCAAUUCCCUCUCUCUCCCCACCCCACUGUUCUGAGGGUUAUCUUGCGCCCCACCCCCAGGGCCAAUGGGGGGGAGAGAGGAGAAAGCCCCAUUGCACUAGUGGAAAAACUUGCAUUGGCUUCUGCUGGUGGGUCUUGUUAACUGCAUCCAGUCCUAUGUUUCAAAAAAUUACCUGUCAGCCAUCGUUUCUAGGUGUGUCCUGAGACCUGCAGGAUCUAGCAGAGACUGUCUGUACUCUCCCUCUUCAAUCUAAGUCUGGAUGCAGGCAGUUUUGUUAUUGUUAUUUUUGUUUUGUUCUCCUUCCUCCCCGCCCCGCUUUGUAUAACAUCUUCCCUGAUAAAGAGUUCUUGAGAACUUGAAAGUGUGCACGUUACUAAUUAAGAUUUGACAGUUUUCAAUCCCCUGAAGAUUCAGAAUUGUUUCACGGUUUUAGUGGUAGGCCAGCCCAGAAACCUGUUUCAUAUGUGCAUUGGGAAGAUGUGAAACAGUCAAUAGCAACUUCUUUACUGCAUUUUCAUACUCCUCCUCCUAAAGUCUUAAAUAAUGUCUUAUUUUUCUCUGUGUGUUUGUAGUCCAUCCAAAAACAGGAUGCAGAAGGUAGCCAACACUGGGAUUAGCCUGAGCUUUCUGGUUUAUUUUGUGUCAGCGCUAUUUGGAUACCUCACUUUUUAUGGUACGUUUUUAAAGUAUUAAUUCCUGUUUCUUCAUAAGUGAUGGCGCAGGUCUGUGCAAUCGUGUGACCCACUAGGUUUAACACUGUCUUAACAGUGGGGCUGGGGCUGCCAUCCGUUUGAACAAGUCUCUAAAAUGUGCCAAUAUCUUUUCUGCAAUUGCUUUUUGCAGGUUUAAAACAGUAGUGGGCACUUUUUCAGGGAAGCUUGUAUACUCUGACUAAGCUUCACCUUAAGAACCCCUGCUUACUUGCCAGCAAUCUCCGAACAGUUUAAGAACCCCUGCAAAAGCACGAGCCUGCUGUUUAUUGUAUGGGUGGGGUCCAAUUCAGAUUGUGGCUUCCAAUUUUAAUAACCUUUCCCCUCCAAAAUUUCAGACCAUGUGGACUCAGAAUUGCUGCAAGGAUACAGCACGUACCUGCCCCAUGACACUGUAAUCAUGACUGUAAAACUGGGCAUCCUCUUUGCGGUGCUGCUGACGGUGCCCCUAAUCCACUUCCCUGUAAGUAUUGCAAAAGACCUGAUUGCUGGCCCAGCAAAAGUGGCUCCCUUAAUUAUUUGCAGGCCCCGCCAUCCUAGUCUUGGCUGUCUCAUCCAUUUGUCUUGCGGUGGAUCAGAGUGCUGUGCUUGUGUAUGUCCGUUAACAGCGGCAAAGGAACAAGGCCUAAACCGCUAAGCUAAUUUGUGCUUUCUUUCUUUCUUCUUCUUUUCUAACGAGUUUUAGAUCUGAGCUGACUCACAGCAUUGCUUGCAGUUUGCAGAAUGUGGCGUUCCUAAAGUUUAUUUGGUUUGAUUUUUUUUGUUUUGUUUCUGUUUUCUUCAUAUUUGGUUUUCAAGCAAGCGUGCAUUUUAAUGUAAAUAGGAGUCAGCAAGAAGUGGCCUUUGCUAAUGAUUUCCUGCAAGCAAGCUCAAAACAGAUCUUCCUGACAUGGAGUUUACUUUACGUUUUUAACAGGGAUUGUAGAAAACCACAAAACUGCUGCUGGCCACAGCCAUUUCUGAAAUCCCCCGCUGUAUUAGGGCCAAACUAGAUGUCACACAGAGGUAUAUAACAUUGGCUCCAAACCUCUUUAAAAAAAUGAAUAGCGUUUAUGGGAGGUGGCUGCACAUUUGAUUAGAGUAUCAGCCGAGGGAAAUGCUGUGCAUUACUACUUAUUCAGACUCCUGAAAGCUGUUCCCCCCCCCUUUCCCCCCGUUGUUUGGAAAAGCAGAUAAGGAAACACUCUUGAGCAAGAAGAGUGCAAGUGGUCUUAUGGCCAGUUCACACAUUAUGUAGUAACAAGUCCAGGAUUCCCACCAGGGGUGCCAACUCCUGGGCGCUGUGCCCUUUGCCCCCCCCAUUAUUUUGGGAGGGUGCCAGGCCCCCCCCCCCGAGUGUCCCAAAAAAAUCAGCGGGUGGAGGAGGUUGAAUGCAGAGCAGAGCACAGCAUGGCUUCAGGGAUCGACUCCUUCCUCUCCUCCUGCCACAAAGAUGAAGGAAGGUCACUUCCGCUGGCAGCGGCAGGCGGAGGAGCCACUGGCCAUUGAAGUUGCCACUGUGCUUAGCUCCUCCCAACGUCCUGAAGUUCCACAUGUGAUGUCCCCCCACCCCACCCCGGCAAAUCGCCCUUGCCUCUGUUUACAACCUAGUAUGUACCCAGCAGGGAAUUGCAGCUAAUCAUGGCUCCCACACAAUUUAUGUGUAAUGUGUUAAGAUAUCGGUCCUUAGUGCAAAUCAACAGUCUUUGGUGAGCAACAAUCCAGAUGCCAAUUUUUUGCUUUGCUUUGCUUUGCUUUGCUUUGCUUUGCUUUGCUUUGCUUUGCUUUGCUUUGCUUUGCUUUGCUUUGCUUUGCUUUGCUGGGAUUCAGUAAUGGAUGGGAUUAAAUUAAGUUGUUAAGUGUGGAGCAAGGUCCACUUGCACGGCAGGCCUUGCCCGCUAUUCCUCCUGCCUCCCCUAAAUGUACACUGGGGGUGGGGGAGACCCAGAACAGGUUUAAGGAGUGCACAGGGAAGUUGCAUUGUGCGAGUGGACCUCGUUCCAUGCAUGCAAUACCCCUUUUAGCGCUACGUUGAAUUCCACCCAAUGAACGUCAAGAUUUAUUUAUUACUGGUCUGAUAUGCUUUUAUUUUUCUCCUUUGAAUUCCGCAGGCGAGGAAGGCUGUGAUGAUGGUGUUUUUUUCACAUCUUCCUUUCUCCCUGACCUGCCACAUUCUUGUCACUUUGGCACUCAAUGCGACAGUUUUCUUGAUUGCCAUGUAUGUGCCUGACAUCAGACACCUUUUUGGAGUGGUUGGUAAGUUUGUGUGCUUUCAUCUUCCCCAAUCCUAUAGUCUAAAAAAAAUCUGCAUGCAAGCCUCGCCGUGACUAAAUAACUCCCCCUCCCCAUCUUUUUAAAGGCUCAACCACAUCCACCUGCUUGCUCUUUGUAUACCCUGGGCUGUUUUAUCUGAAGAUUAGCACAGAGGAUUUUAUAUCGAGACAGAAGCUUGGGGUAAGAUGCCGAGCUAAGUUCUUAGUUUUGGAAUGCUAACGUGGAAGGUACUUAAAGCAAUUGUUUAAAGCAGUUGCUAAAGCACAUGGCCCUCUCUGACUUGUGCCAUUUCAAGGAGUUUAGGAUCAUAACUCUGAAGGCCCCCAACCAAUAUGCAGUUAUGUCUAGCCAUUACUGUCUUGGAGGUCACUGCAGCCUUACCCAGUUGAAAGGGCAAAUUCCUUGGUGUAAUCGUUUCCUAACCCACAAGUGCAGUUUUUGUGAAUAGAUGUCUUAUUCUCAGUGAUGUCUGCAUACCAAGGAGAGGUUUUUAUCCUGUUUGUUUUGAUUUAAACUGUUUAAAUCUUCACAGAAUCUCUAGCCCAAUGGUUGCCAUCAAUUUGAUUUGAAUUAAUUUUAUAAUGAAUGAUUUUAGAAUGUUGUACUAUUUUAUUGUUGUUAGCUGCCCUGAGCCCGGCUUCGGCUGGGGAGGGCGGGAUAUAAAUUAUUAUUAUUAUUAAAAGCCUCUACCACCUAAGAGGUAAAACGAUUUUCUGUCCACCACUCUGUAUGUGUAACAGAAGAGUAAAUAAUUGGUUUCUCCUGCUUAGGAUUAAACUGUUUGUGUGAUUUUCUUCACAGGCAUGUGCACUGCUAGUUCUUGGCCUCUUGUUUGGUACUGUCAGUUUAGUAAUGAUCAUUUAUGAUUGGAUUCAUCAGUGAAAUAAUCCCUGCCACCUUUGCAGCAGCCCAAAUGAUCAUUUCCGGCUACGUCUAAAGCAAAAUCACUCAAUUGGAUGCCAGAAAGAGACUGUCUGGGGCUUUGAAAACCACCACAAACCAAACUCCCAACCAAUUACCUCUUCAUUCACCAAAGCAGGCUUUGUGAUCCUGCAAACUUAUUCUGGAGCUAGAGAAGAUGGAGGAUUUCCACAGUUCUUCCUCUCUCCCAUUUUUUUUUUUUAAAUUCCUGCAUGCAGUAGCUAACGAAAUCAAGCGAGGAAACUCGGAGCCCAAUGGCAUUGUGUUAACAUUGCCUAGAUCUGGUCUUAGGCGCAUAAUGGGGCCUAGUGGAGAUUGCAGCUUGUGAAGAUCAUUUGUGAAUUGCUCCUUGCCGAUUAGUGAAUAAUCAUGUGUCUCGUGUCAAAAUGUGGAAUCGUUAUGGCUAAAAUCCAGCAAGACAGGUGGUCUUCUCAGAACGUUGGUUGAAAAUUGCUGAAAUCUUUCUACACCUGUUACUGUCAGUUUCACAGAAACAGCUUGCAAACUCUCUUCAACCUUCUUCCAGAGUGCUUAGAUUUGCAGAUCGAAACCAGGCCUGGUCUUAAGUUUGAUUAAAGCCUGCCGUAUGAGACAAUUUACAGUUCAACAGAGGAGUAAAAUAUGAUGGUGAAAUUACUCUGCCUUGCCAACGUGUCCUGACUUCAUAACUGAACUGUAAAAUAUGUAUCGUUUUAUACUUCAGUGCAAUUAAUGAUAAAGUUCCCAUUUUAUGAAUCAUCCUUAAUGUCAAUACAGACCUAAUUCAAACCAUAUGUAUUAAAUUGACAUGGUACAGUC
Molecule: messenger RNA, 48059 nt
Organism: Podarcis lilfordi (Lilford's wall lizard)
Lineage: Eukaryota; Metazoa; Chordata; Lepidosauria; Squamata; Lacertidae
Source: the annotation of a GenBank genome assembly